Messenger RNA from Pelobates cultripes (western spadefoot toad), 53111 nucleotides. The record is from the annotation of a GenBank genome assembly. NCBI's taxonomy places the organism in Eukaryota, Metazoa, Chordata, Amphibia, Anura, Pelobatidae.
AGACGUAGUGCGAGCUCCACUCAUGCGCAAUAAGCAGCGUUCGAUCAGGAAGUGCGAGAGUUCCAUCCGGGGCAGACAGGCUGCAUGGCUCUCUAGAGAGGUCAGGCAGGUAAGAGGUUAUUGCUGCGAUAUUAAUCAUUUUCUGAGCUUAUUACCAGCACGGGCAAUGGCGAUUUCAUGUGUUGCUAUACUGAAAUUAUAAUACAAUUAACAUGUAAAAAGCUGUCCUCUAUUAGAGUGUCUGUUAUUAAUGAUUUUAAAGAUGUCCUUUACAAAAACUAAAGCUAUCCUAUUAAUUACGAUUAGAACUUGUACUCAAGUAGAGGGUUUUGUCUCUAAUAUUAAAUAAAGAUUAAAAGUUGUUUUUCUCUUUUGGAGGAAAGUCGUAUUUAAUUUAUUAAUAUACAAUAUUAAACAAUGUGUCUUGUAUACUAAUCUAUAAUUAAAAAUAACAGUCUAAGGAAGACUGAGCCACUAAUUUACAUGAUUUAAAGCUAUUAUUGCUAGGGAGUAUAUCGUUUAUGAACAUUUGUUUAAAUUAUUGGCUUUUAUUAGGGACUGUAAAUUUAACAUUGUUACAGAUUAAUUAUGAAGGGUAGUAAUUUAUUGCAUGUGUGCAAAAUUCCUAGGUUACACAUUUCUGUGAUAAUUAAAUUACUGACUAGAUUCCAACUAUUUGGACGUAAAUUAAACCUCUGAAUGCUUUGUGGUGUUAACUAGUACUGACUAUUAUAAUAUGUUCAUCUGGAAUAUGUACUGCAUUUGUAUCCUCAUUUUGAAUGAAGUGUUUAUUUCAGCCAUGGCAAAACAUACUUAUUUUGCUGGCAGUGGUGUGGAAGCUUAAAGGACCACUAUAGGCACCCAGACCACUUCAGCUUAAAGAAGUGGUCUGGGUGCCAGGUCCAUCUAGGGUUAACCCUGGCUGCUGUAAACAUAGCAGUUUCAGAGAAACUGCUGUGUUUACAUAUGGGUUAAUCCAGCCUCUAGUGGCUGUCUCAUUGACAGCCACUAGAGGCGCUUCUCACUGUGAUUUUCACUGUGAGAAGACGCCAGCGUCCAUAGGAAAGCAUUGAGAAAUGCUUUCCUAUGGACUGAUUAAAUGCGCGCGCGGCUCUUGCCGCGCAUGCGCAUUCUGCCGAUGACAUCCAAAGGAGGAGGAGAGUCCCCAGCGUCGAGGGAGCCUGGCGCUGGAGAAAGGUAAGAUUUUAAAGGGACACUAUAGUGUCAGGAAAACCGCUUGGUUUUCCUGACACUAUAGUACCCUGAGGGUGCCCCAUCCAUCAGGGUCCCCCUCCUGCAGCGCGGAAGGGGUUAAAACCCCUUCAGCUACUCACCCUUUUCCCCCGCCGGGCUCCCUUACCUGUCCUCCCCCGCCGACGUCCGCAUCCAUGUCUGACGUCACCGGAGCCGAAAGCGCGGCACUGCCGCGCGUGCAUUCAAAGUGUCCAUAGGAAAGCAUUUUUCAAUGCUUUCCUGUGGACGCUCUGCGUGAUUGAGGCAUAAUAUGCCUCAAUCAUUGCAGAUGCGCCUCUAGUGGCUGUCCGGAAGACAGCCACUAGAGGCUGGCUUAACCCCAGAUGUAAACAUAGCAGUUUCUCAGAAACUGCUAUGUUUACAUCAGGCAGGGUUAACCCUAGAGGGACCUGACACCCAGACCACUUCAUUAAGCUGAAGUGGUCUGGGUGACUAUAGUGUCUCUUUAACCCCUUCCUCCCCUUCAGCCCGCCUAAUACUAUAGUGCCAGGAAAACGAGUUUGUUUUCCUGGCACUAUAGUGGUCCUUUAAAUAAUCUACAUUUUCAAGGGCCCAGAGUGGUAGCCCAAUCUACUUGUCCUAGCAGAAAAUAAUUUCGAACUCGAACAUUUUGGGAACCUGUCUAUACUUGGCUAUUGGCAGGGUUAUUCAUUAAAUUCUGAAUUUUGUAACUUAAAUCCGAAUGGAAAAGCAGAGGUAAAAAUUGUUUAACUGAAAAAAAUUGCCAAUUCCGCUACAGUUACAACUGGUUAUUUUUUUCCUCAGUUUACAUAUUUGGAUUUAAUUUGUGAAUGUUUUGAGACUAGGGUCUCGCCCACUGUCCUCCCCAUAAUUUGUGUGUGGUGGCUGGGUGUAAUGUGUGUGAUUUGUGUGCAUUCAUGUUCUUGUGUGUGUUCUUUGUGCUUGUGGUGUGUGCUGUUUGCAUGUAGUGUAUGUGUGUUUGGUAUGUGCGUUGCCAUAUAUGAACCACUGCCCUAUUUGCCAUGUCCCUUUCCAUCCAUGUCUCAUGCCAACCUCUGUCUUCUCUGCCAUGUGUAAAAGAUCUUUUAGUCUCUUACUUCACUGCCUGUUAUUACAUCCAUCCUCCCAAUGCCACACAGCCAUGCCCUCCUUCAUCUAUAUCCCAUUAAACUUUUUGGCCACCUCCUUUGCCCACCAGACAUGUCCCAUAACCCUCAUAUGUCCUAACUUACAGCCAUGCCCUAUACCAUAGUGUAACGAACCUCCUGUACUUCGUGAAGUAUGUUCAUUCGCACACUCCCGAAAUGCUAAGGACUUAGUGAUUAUAUCCCGUACACAUAGUAUGCUGAUUCGUACUUUCCCGAAAUCCAAGCUGGUUGUGAGAACAAAUCAAGCUGUUUGUCAUUCGCAUACCCAAACAUCAGUUGAGACUUGAUGAAGGGUACAACCGGAAGGUUUUAUUAUGGCCACGUGGCCCACUUAUGUACACAGACACCCAGCAGGGGGUCUCAAACAAAGAUCCUCCCAUUACCACACAGCCGUAAAUUAAACGGCUCCCACAACACGCCCAGGAGUCUCUGUGUCUGGGAGAUAAUUUAGUGUACUUUGCUUAAAUUAAUUAUCUCCCAGGCACUAGAGUUACAAAACAUAAAAUAUUAAAUACAUAGAGGAACCCCACAAAUGUUAUAUCCCUGGAUAGCCUGGAUCUGAGCACCCAAGUUGUCCAGAUUCAUGUUUCCUGUCAUAAGUGGCCGUACUGCAACAUGUUCGUAGUCCCUUCCUUAAGUGGACAAGAAGCUCUGCAAAUUAAAUUAAUUCCUGCCUCCCUGCCUAUAAAAGGCAAUACUUCCAUAUUAUCCCCAGUUUUUCUUGUCCUGGUAUCUGGCGGACCAGUUGCUCAGAAAAGUCUGGUGUGGCUCACGGGAUGACAUCUGGGGGAACAGAACCCGAAAGCUCCCCGGGAGGUUGAGCUGAAUGGCGCCCUUCCACAUCGUGUUACGGAACGUAAGUGGAAGGAAGGUAUUUAUGCGGCAAUUGCUAGUACGGAGUCCUGGGAGGCAGGAAAUUUCGUAAGCCUUUCAGAGAUGUCAAAAGAAAGAACUCCAACAAAAAAAGAUAAGAAAAGGAGAUAUUGACGCCAGAAGUAUAGGGGGUUGGCUCAGAUUCUUUGUUCAACAAUGAGAAGAAACCACUUAAAUUCAUUGGAUAUUGAAUACUAUAGCAGAGGGUUACAGACUAAAAUUCUCGAAACAUACUGGCCCGGAAUUUCUGGUAUCAACUUACCAGUCAAGAGAAAAAUCAGAAGCUCUUCUAUCUAGCAUCUCUGACCCUGUUAAAAAAGGCAGUUAUAGAAAGGGUGCUAAAACAAUAAGAGUUCCUGGGAGUGUACUCUCACCUUUUUCUAGUCCAUAAUUUUUUUUCUCUCCAGACUCUGUUCACAAAUCAUGGCUUGGUCUCAUGAAAAUGUGAAAUCAAUUGCGGCAACGUACAUCAGAGGAUCCAACAAUAUAAUCGCGGGCGAUCUAAGCAGACAAUGAUGGACGCAGUCAGAAUGUUCUUUUCACCCUCUCGUCUUUGCGAAGCUAGUCAAGCAUUUUGGUCUACCAGAUAUAAAUCUGAUGGCCACAAGAAGGAAUGGGAAAGUCCAGAAAUUCACUUCCAUUUUUGAGAGGAGAUCAUCCUUGUGUUCUGGAUGGUCUUUCAAUACCAUGGAAGCUCAGCAUGGUGUAUCUUUUCCCUCCAGUAGCUAUGACCUCCCGCAUUAUUCAGACAUUGACCAAACAGGAGCUGGUUCUCAGAUAUCAAACGGAUGGCAAUAGCUCAUUAGGAACUCCCUUGUUCGAACGACCUUCUGGAAAACAAAGAUCUUCCAGUGGAGACCAUAAGGAUGUUCCGAAUGGUUGCUGCCAGGGCCGGACUGGGAAAAAAAUUAGGCCCGGGCAUUUUUCAAUUAGAGCGGCCCCCCAAAAAGGGGGCGGGGCCAGAGAGGGUGUGUUUGUCAUCACUAAUGACAAGUACACCCCCUCUGAAAGUGAGCAUGUUGGUUCAAUGCGCAGAGCCCCGCUGAAGAGCUCUAGCAUUAGAAAAAGGCCCUGUAUUUGUUCUGCGCAGCGCAAGCAAAUGUAAUAACAUGCUUGCGCUGUGUUUGCUUUUAAAUUGUCUCUGGUGUCUCCACAAGUGGGAUACCAGAGGACAAAAGGGCCAGGAAAGUGUAUGGUGCAUGUGUUUGGCGCAUGCUUGUGGGAUUGCCUGUGUGUAGAGUGUGGUAUGGUAUUGUGUAAAUAGGUCAAUUUUGUGGUGUAAUAUGUGUGGCUAGGGGCUGUAGAGAGUGCGUGUAUAGGGGCAUAGUGUUAUAGGGGAUGUAGCGAGUGUGUGCAUACGGGCAGUAGUGUGUGUGUUUAGGUGACAAAGUGUGUGUCACUUAUACACACUACUGUGUGUAGAGAGGGUGUGUUUAGAGAAUGUUGUAUGUGUUUGCAGUGUGUGUGUAAGAGAUCUAGUGUGUAAAGGACCCAGAGUGUGUAUAGAAGAUUGUGUGUGUGUGUAGAGGAUUAAGAGUGCAUAUAAGGUAAGGGAUCUAGCGUGUAUCUGGAGCGUAAUGUGUGUAGUGGUGCAGUGUGAGGGGUGCUGUAGUGUGUGUGUAUAAUAUAUUUGGACGUAUUGUAUGUGUGAGGUGCGCAGCGUGUUUGUGUAAGAGGAGUGCUGUGUGUGAGGGUGUUUUUAUCUGCCGUCUGGGUUUCUAAUUUUGUCUGUUAACUCACUGAAGGUUAUUUUAUAUAAUAUAUAUGUGCUGUAUGUGUGUGGGAGUGAGGGUGCUGCCUGUCUGAGGGUGUUGUGUGCGUCUGUGGGGUGCUGUGUGUGUGCGUCUGUGGGGUGCUGUGUGUGUGCGUCUGUGGGGUGCUGUGUGUGUGCGUCUGUGGGGUGCUGUGUGUGUGCGUCUGUGGGGUGCUGUGUGUGCGUCUGUGGGGUGCUGUGUGUGUGUUGUCUGUGUCGUCUGUGGGGUGCUGUGUGUCGUCUGUGGGGUGCUGUGUGUGUCGUGUGUGCUGUGUGUGUGCUGGGGGUGCUGUGUGUGUGUGUCUGGGGGUGCUGUGUGUGUGUCUGGGGUGCUGUGUGUGUGUGUGUCUGGGGUGCUGUGUGUGUGUGUCUGGGUGCUGUGUGUGUGUGUGUCUGGGGUGCUGUGUGUGUGUGUGUCUGGGUGCUGUGUGUGUGCUGUGCUGUGUGUGUCUGGGGUGCUGUGUGUGUGUGUGUCUGGGUGCUGUGUGUGUGUGUGUCUGGGGUGCUGUGUGUGUGUGUGUCUGGGGUGCUGUGUGUGUGUGUGUCUGGGUGCUGUGUGUGUGUGUGUCUGGGGUGCUGUGUGUGUGUCUGGGGGUGCUGUGUGUGUGUGUGUGUCUGGGGGUGCUGUGUGUGUGUGUCUGGGGGUGCUGUGUGUGUGUCUGGGUUACUGUGUGUGUGUGUCUGGGGUGCUGUGUGUGUGUGUCUAGGGGUGCUGUGUGUGUGUGUGUGUCUGGGGUGCUGUGUGUGUGUGUCUGGGGGUGCUGUGUGUGUCUGGGGUGCUGUGUGUGUGUGUCUGGGGUGCUGUGUGUGUGUGUCUGGGUGCUGUGUGUGUGUGUCUGGGUGCUGUGUGUGUGUGUCUGUCCUGGGGUUGCUGUGUGUGUGUGUCUGUCUGGGGUUGCUGUGUGUGUGUGUGUCUGUCUGGGGUUGCUGUGUGUGUGUGUCUGUGUGUGUGUGUGUCUGUGGGGUGCUGUGUGUGUGUGUCUGGGGUGCUGUGUGUGUCUGGGUGCUGUGUGUGUCUGGGUGUGUGUGUGUGUGUGUCUGGGUGCUGUGUGUGUGUGUGGGGGGGUGCUGUGUGUGUCUGGGGGGGCUGUGUGUGUCUGGGGGGGCUGUUAGGGUAAUUAUUUUAAAUAUAUAUAUUUUUUAUUUUAUUAAUAAUUAUAAUAAUUAGUAAUUAUUAAUAAUUUAAAAAAAAAAGUUAUGCCCCCCCUUCUUACCUUUAGCCUGGGAGGGGGGGGAGCCGUGUUGCCAUGAGGGGGUGGGGGGCGCAUGCUGUCAUGCUUCCCUGGUGGUCCAGUGUUGAGAGUGAACUCCAGCCUGCAGGCUAGAGUUCACUCUCGCGAGAUCUGAGCGUUGCCGUGGUAACCGCGGCAACGCUCAGAAUCCCGCGAGAGGACCCGGCGGAGCUGCUGGUUAGAGCUCUGCCGGGUCCUCUCUCCCUCCCUCCCUCACCCAGCCUGCGGCCGCCUGUAACAGUGCCUGUGGGCCGGUGAGGGAGAUCUGUGAUCUCCCUCACCGGCCCAUGGAGGCACAAAGCAGGGCUGGCGCUCGGAUAGCGCUGGCCCUGCAGGGGAGAUCCUGUGAUCUCCCCUGCUGGCCUCGGCCCCACGGCCAUCGCGGCCCACCGGGCAUUUGCCCGGUAUGCCCGAUGGCCAGUCCGGGCCUGGUUGCUGCGAGGAUGAUCCUUAAAGAACAAGGCGUGUCUGUCAGAAUUAAUGAUGUUCUCCUGUCCUCCACUCGCAUAUCCACAAACAAGAUCUACCUUAGGAUCUGGCAUAAAUUCCUGCAAUGGUGAUCACAAAAGGGAUGUCUCUCUUUUAAUUAAUCAAUGUCAUACAUCCUUUCUUUUUUGCAAGACCGUUUCUCUGAAGGUCUUAGUGUGUCUUCUCUCAAAGUACAAGUUUCAGCCCUCUGCCAUUUCCUGAUUCAAGAUUUGAGAUCCAACAAGCUCAUUCGUAGAAUUUUUAAAAAAAAUUUUUUAAAAGCUGUUCUUCUUAAAAUGUCUUCCAAAGCUCUUCUUUUCCUUCAUCGGAUUUAUCAGUUGUUCUCAAGGCAAUGUGCAGUCCUCCUUUUGAACAAUUAGAUGUUAUACCAUUAAAGAUUUUUAUCCCUUAAAACGUCAUUUUUGGUUGCAGUUACCUCAGCUAGUAGAGUUGGUGAAUUACAAGCACUAUCACCUUCCUCCUGAAUUUACAGUUUUUCACCAGGAUAAAGUGAUUUUGCAUCCGAAACACUCUGUUCUACCUAAGGUUCUCUCCAGACAAAACCUUAAUCAACCUAUCAUUCUACCUUCCUUUUGCCAAGCCCAAUCUUCUGACACUGAGAAGAAAUGGCAGUGCCUGGAUGUUAAGAGGGUGUUAGAAGCAAAUCACCUCCGAUUAGCUCCUCAUAGAAAAUCAGAUCUGUUUAUCAAUUUGCAAGGUGCUUUUUAUUGACGCUAUCAAACUGGCUUAUGAGGUCAGGAAUCUCUCCCUUCCAUUAUCUGUCAAGGCUCACUCUACCAGAGCGAUGGCAACCUCAUGUGCUGAGCGGUCUUCAACAUAUCCGGAGGAUAGAAGUAAAGCUGCUGCUUGGUCUUCUCUUCAUACUUUUAUAAAACAUUACAGGCUGGCUAUAUUCUCUUACCCUGAAGCUGCUUUUGGGCAAAGGUGCUCCAAGCGGUGGCCUAUUGAUUUCCCACCCAUUGCUUUUGUUAAGGGAUCUUGCUAUAUCCCACAUGUUGCAGUACUGCCACUUACGACACGAAAAACAGUAAUUUUACUUACCGUAAAUUCUAUUUUCCUUAGUAUAGUGGCAAUGCUGCAUGUUUCCCUCCCAUUGGAUCAUGAAUUUUGCAGUUGAUUGGUCUCUGUAUGGUUAUUUAGAUAACUGGGGAUAAUAUGGAGGUAUGGCUUUUUAUAUGCAGGGAGUCAGGAUAUAAUUUAAUUUGCAGAGCUUCUUGUCCACUUAAAGUGACUACCCACAUGUUGCAGUACUGACCCUAUAGUAAGGAAAAUAGAAUUUUUAUUUUUUAAUUUAUUAUAUUCUUUAUUGAAAAAAUAGUUAUUCUUAACAUAUCAUACAAUUAUGUUAAUAAACAUAUACCGUAUAAGGCGAGUUUUUUCAGCACAUUUUUUUGUCUUUUCACAAUUUUCACUUGGGCACUCUCACUAUGCAGGCAACCAACAUCCUAAGUAUGGUUCUGCACAUUAGCACUAUGUAACCUUUUACCUCUUUUCCAGCCCUAAUAACCUUUUAUCUAUUAAGUAACCUUUGUAGGAGAUACAUUAUCAGAGAUUUUUAUUUUUUAUUUUUUUUAUUAUAAAGGAUCUUGUACUGGUUACUUAUUAACAUUAUUUUGAUACAUUUCUCUAUAGAGUCCUUUUUCUAUAUGGCAUCUUUCUUAGAAUAGUGUUACCACAGAGCUAUUCAAUAUAAAUGUGGAUAUAGAGACAUCCUAGAGAAGCGUCUCUUUACUUAUGGUACACUAUCAUCAUAAGAGUUGCCAGGACAAGUGAUUCAUUUUUUAUAUAUGGUCGUUUUUCUAGGGACUAGGAAUGGUAUCCGUGAUUCAAUUGAUAUUUAUUUAUUACUACAAACAGACUGUGACCUAUUCGGUUAAUAAUAAAGUCAGGAGUCUGAGAUUUACUAAUGUCACGGUAUAAUAUUUAAGAGGUUUAGCCGAAAGGCUUGGUAUUUAUUAUUUCACAUUGGAUGGCUCUAAGGUUUGGGAUGGGUAUGUGAUUAUUAUUAUUAUUAUUAUUAUUAUUAUUAUUAUUAUUAUCAUCAUCUUUUUUCAGAUUGAAUUUUGAUUACAAUAGUUCCAGUUUAUACUCGAACUGCUGGAUUGUUAUAUCCAGCGAUUCAAGUGUUUUUCUCUUUAAUUUUUUGUCUUAUACUCAAGUCAAUGUCUGUAUUAUGACAACUUACAUUGUCAUAAUACAGACCAGGACCGCCGGGCUCAUUACAAGCCCCGCGGUCCCGUUGGGGGGUGGCAGUGAGCGGUAACUUACCUUUCCUGCAACUCCUGUCAGCUCCCUUCUUGUCCGGUCAGCUCCCCUGUCAGCUCCACUGUAAGUCUCACGAGAGCCGCGGGGUCAGACCCGUGGCAACGCUCCCCACGGCACUCACACCGCGAGACUUGCAGUGGAGCUGACAGGGGAGCUGACUGGACCGGAGGAGAAGGGAGCUGACAGGAGCUGCAGGCACACCACUGGACCACCAGGGAAUGAGAGCCCCCCUCCCUGGCCAUGUAUCAAGCAGGGAGGGGGGGACGAAUAAAAAUAAUUUAAAUAAAAUAUUAAUAUAACAAAUAAUUAAUAUUAAAAUAAUAAUUAAAAAAAUAAUAAAAAUGCCCACCCCCCACCAAGGUUCUGCAUCACAUACACAAACACACACUGCAUUCAUACAUACACACACUCAUACACACACACACACACACACACACACACACACUGUAAAUAAAUAUUCAAUUAAUCUAAUUUUUGGGGGGAUAUAAUUUUAUUUAGAAAUUUACCAGUAGCUGCUGCAUUUCCCACCCUAGUCUUAUACUCGAGUCAAUAAGUUUUCACAGUUUUUUGGGGUAAAAUUAGGGGUCUCUACUUAUACUCGACUUAUACUCGACUUAUACUCGAGUGUAUAUACAGUAUAAAAACUUCAAUCCAGUUAAACAGUGAGUAUAAAUAUACAAUCCAAGAUAAAUUUAGCCUGAUAUGCAUGAAUAUUACAAUUACUUUCUAACAAAAUACAACAGCAAAAAUCAUACCAUACACUCCAUAUACAUGCCAUAUAUACUAACAUUCACACUUUCAGAGUGAGAAAUUAAUAGAUCCUAAGGUAAAGUAUAUCUGAAUCUACACUGAUCUAUAUAUUUAUGUAUAUAUGUAAUUGGUAGAGGACCAGUAUCAUAUCUCCUAGACAAUUUAAGUCCUCUCUCCACAAUCUUAUUAGAUGAUCAUCCCUGUUUUACUCUCAUUCUCAACCAUACAAUAAUAUAGACUAUUCUAGUCAGAUUUUACAUUAAUUUCUUCAUGGGUCUGUUACGAAUUCUUAUUUUACUACUCUUAUUGAACCGGGUGUCUCAUUGAAGAAAAGUCCAGAUAACACUGAAUAUAUACUUAAAGUCAAAGAUCAAAUUUAGAUGUUAUGUAUAAGCGAUAUAAUAGCAAGGCGAAAACGCCUUAUAUGCUAUGUAUAUAUCAUAAAUGCUUUUAUUCACGCUAUCAAAGUGAGGAGAGGUAAGUACUAAGAUGGACUAUGUCAAAGUCCACUUGAGUUUGAACAUAUAGGUGUAUUCCUAUCCCUUAUGUCACCUAUACAAUCACUGCUCACUCUCUAUAAUCUAGUUAAUGGGGGGGCCCCUAUCUUCAUGUCAUCAGUCAUAUAAUAAUAUAAAUUUAUCAAGCCACAUUUUAUAUAUGCCUUUCUUAUGCAAUGAACUUGCAGUAUUAUUUAGGAGAUUAUGUUCCAUCGACAAUUGGAAUUUAAUUUGAUUUAUAAGGUGGCUUUUUUGAAAGGGGGUAGAUAAUUUCCACCUUCUGGCAAUUAUAAUUUUAGCAGCCACAAAACAAUGUGAUGCUAUGCAAUUAAUUUUGGAUCAAUUAAAAUUCCAAUUAAGGUGUAAAAGGGCUGAAGCCGGAUUUUCUUCUAAUUUGUUAGAUCGUUUAAAAAAUAAUAUCAAAGACCCAUGACCACCAUGGGUUAACUAUCGGACACGCCCACCAAAUAUGUGUAUAUGUUCCAACAAAUGAAUCACAUCAUCAACAAAUAUCCUGUAAAUGUGGAAACAUCUUUGAUAUUCUAGACUGGGUGUAAUACCAUUUGUAUACCAAUUUAAAAAUAGCAUUCUACCAAAUUAAGACUCUGGACGUACUUUGUCAUAUGGGAUAUUGAGGUACACCAAUCCUUUUCUGAGAUUACUAUGUCCAGUUCCUUUUCCCAAAACUCUAUAAUUUUACAGAGGUAAUUUUUUUUUUUUUUUAACAGAUCUUUAACAAAAGAUAGUUUCUAGAUAUUUAGAAAUUAGGGAUGUAGUAUCGAUAAUAGAAAUAUCUAAAUAAUGUUUAAUACGUAAAUAAGUAAAGAUUUCUCUGGAUGGCAGUUGAUACAUCUCUACAAUCUGUUGGAAUGAUAUAAAUUGUUUACCUACCAUAAUUUCAGAUAUUUUAACUAUGCUUUGAUUGAUCCAUCUAGAUAAUAAGUCAUCUACAUUCUGUUCGAUUACAGCAAGGGAACAAGUCUUUGGUAUCCAAUUCAUACAUCCCAACUGUCAUUUUUUUUUUUUUAAUUUCUUGCCAUAUAUCUAAUAAUUGGCUAAGUAUAGUAGAUUUUAUUUGAGCAAAGAUUUGAGUGUUGCCCUGUAAUUCAUUCUUUCUUUCCAAAUAAGACAUUGCAAUUUAUUAGGCAAGACAGACUGGGCUUCAAGUAUAUACCAAGGUUCGUCAGCAUAUUGUGGAUUUUGUAAAUGAUAAAUAUGUCUUAUCAUAUUUGCAUAGUAAAUAUGAGUAAUGUUGGGAAAAUUCAAACCCCCCUUUGAAUAUUUUUGGACAAAGUUCUAAAACGAAGUCUCUCUUUUUUUUUUUUUCAAUUAAACCUCGAAAAAAACUAUUGAAUCAUGGGUAACCAGAUCUUUGGAAUCUUAAGGGGUACCAUAGAGAAAAAAAAAAGGACCAUUGCGGUAAUAUGUAAGAAUUAAUAUUAAUUCUCCCUAUCCAAGUUGUCUCCCAAUUUUUCAAUUUUUGUAAUUUAUAAUUCAUAUCUUUAAGCAGUCUCAAAACAUUUUUCUCUACUAUAUCCCCAAUACAAGUCAGUACGACAAUCCCAAGAUAUGUUAAUUCCGUGUUGGUUCAAAUAAAAUUAUAUCCAUGACAUAGUCUGUCGACCACAGUAUCUUGUAAAUUGAUAUACAUAGCCACAGAUUUCAAAAUAUUCAUCUUAAAAUUGUAGACUGCACUAUAAGUGUCAAUUUCUUGUAUGAGGGAGGGCAGGGAAAACUCCGGGAAAGUAAGUGAGAUUAAAGCAUCAUCCGCAUAUGAUAUUUUUAUAUCCAUAUGUCUCGUAGGGAAGCCCUUAAUAUUUGGGUUGUUCCUUAUACUAAUAGCGAGAGGUUCUAACGUCAGAAUGUAUAAGAGCGGGGAUAAAGAACACCCCUGUCUGGUACCGUUUCCAAGGGAGAACCACCCUGCAGAAAUAUUAGGGCCAACUGAUCUGGCAGAGGGAUUGGAAUACAAAGCCAUGAUAGCCUUGCAAAUACAGCCCUUUAGGCCAAAGGCCUGCUGAAGAAGUUCUUUAGGAAAUGAAUUAUUGUCCACUAUUUCAUUAAACAUGUCCUUUAGAGGCUUCGCUAAUACAGACUUCAUAUGUUUAUAAAAUGCGUUUGUAAAGCCGUCAGGGCCGGGGGUUUUAUUCCAGGGUAAUUUUUCAAUUUUGUUGUUGUACUUCCUCACAAGUAAAAGGUGUAUUCAAAAGGGCUAAGUCUUGUGGCGAGAUUUUGGGGAUCUGAAUAUUAUCAAGGUAUUUUUGAAUAUCUGUCUGAUGGAUAGACUUGAGAUUAUACAAUUGCUCAUAAAACUGGUUGAAUUUUUCUCCAAUUUGUGAUGGGGUGGUAUAAAUAUUUUGGCCAUCUAUUCGUUUUUCUGCCCUGUUUCUCGCUUGAUGGAUUUGUAAUCUUUUUGUCAGAUUUUUAGAAGCUCUGUUACCCAUAUAAUAAUGGUUUAAUUUUAAUUUGUUUAUAUUUAUUUUGAUUCUCAGUUGUUUUUUAUUUAGGUUAGAGAGCCUAUAAAAUUCUAUAUACAAAUCUGUCAGGGUCUGCCCAUUGUUUUUCUUAUAGAUAUGCCCCAUUUUAAUUAAAUAACCUCUUGUCACAACUUUUUGUGUACACCAAUUAAUCGCACAAGAAGUAUCUUGUGGAUGAUUUUCUUCAAAAAAAAAUGUUAAUAAAUUUAAUUAGAUCUCCUCUAUUCUUUUCAUCUUCAAUUAAUACAUUAAGUCGCCAAGUGGAAGUUCCAGGAAAGAAAGUGCCCCCUAUUUCCAUUAUAAUGAAACUAUGAUCAGCCCAGAGAUUGUCCUUAACUUUAACUGUUUGGAAAAGUUUUAGUGAGUUUGCAUUACUUAAGCAUAAAUCAGUCCUUGAAUAUGAUCCAUGAAUGUUAGAAUGAGUGUAAUCUCUCUCCAAGAGAUAAAAAGUACACCAUACAUCAAAAAUAUUAUGCAAUUUAAAUAUAGUACUCCAUCUUUUGGCUUGUUUAUAUGCUCUUUUAUCUACACUGACCAAUGCAGGGGAUUGUUUAUCCAAUUUUGGAUUUAAUACACAGUUGAAAUCUCCCGCAAUGAUCAAUAUACCCUUGGAGAUUUUAACAACCUUAGACAUUAUUUUGGAAAAAAUAGUAGUUGGAUCCACAUUAGGUAGAUAUAAAUUAACCAAAAUAUAAAGCUUAUUAUCAAUGCUACAAACUAAAAUAAUAUAUCUGGCCUCCUUAUCCAAUUCACAGUGAACAAUGUCCAAUUGAAUAUCGUUUCUAAAUAUAAUAUCAACACUUUUUUUUUUUUUCUGUCUACUAGUGAGGCAUGAAAAAUCAUUGGAUAUUGAGCCCCUCCCCACUUUUGUUGGGAAUCUCUAGGCCAGUGGGAUUCUUGAAUUUUCUCUUGCAUUGAGGAAUGAUACAACCUAUUUCUCUUAUUGGUUGUAUUUAACCCCUGGACAUUAGAACACACAAACUUUAACAUAUAUAUGGUUCAAAAUUUAACUGACCAACUAUCUCACUCUGCAAAACACACAUACAACAUAUUAAAUAUACAUAUCGGAGUGGCCAGACCACUAAGGGUUUAACACACCCAGAGAAGUCGUCAUACCAUCGGAAACAAGUUCCAAUGUAUCUAUUAGAGCCCAUAGUGCUCUCCGGAAAAAAAUGUAGUGUAACUACAUAUUGAGGGGAAACUUCUACGGGGCAUCAGAAUGGCGUCUCCCCAUGAAGGAAAAAAAAAUAAAAUCUUCCCCCCCCCCCCUCCAAAAAAAAUGAAUCCCAUUCUCUGAUUUGUAGGAAUAUUUUUUUUCCCAGGAAGAAAGAAUAUAGUUUUAUAUGUGAACAACCUCGUUAGUCAAUAUUCGUCGAGUGACUAUAACUUGACCAUUCGUUAAUAGACUCUUAUACAAUAAUGAUAGUGUGUUUCCUGAGAAUAUUUGUGGAAUGCGAUAGACCAAUCAUUACCUAUUAGGUACCAUACUUUAUGUUUUAACAACCAUUUAAACCAAAUAGAAUAGCAUAUAAGAUUAUAUAUCUAUGUUGUGCAUAAUUUAUCAAAUAGAUGUAGCUGAUUGUAACGGAACUCCCCGUACUCCGACCAAGUACCUUCCGUUGAUGGACGCUUCCUAGCUUGCGCUGAGGACCACAAGCACCACACCGGACAUCACAACCACCACAGACUCCACAACCGCCGUAGCUUAACUGGAGUCUCGCCGUCUUCCUUCCACCCUGGAUCCGCUUCUGUCCUCCAGGACCGUGUGGUGAAAACCUCUCCUCCAGGAGAGCAUAUCAGGAACAUGCUCUUAAAAGAGCUAAGUGAUUAAAGCUCAGGGUAGUAUGCAGAGCAUAGCAAUCCCCAGUGUAAGUAUAGCUGUCCCCUCCAAUCACGAGACAAGACUACGUGUUGAGGGUCAAGAAGAACUGUGUUUAAUUAGCACCAAAGGGCCUUCUUUUAUGGAGGUCUUACACAUACAGGACCACCCACAGGGUUUUUCAGAAGAACCAAUAAAAACAUUACAACACGUACAAUAAAGUAAACCACUCCCAGCAGAAAUCCUCCCCUCCUGUGAUGCAAUUAUCUCCAGACAAUAGACUAACUUAAUUAUCACAGGCAGAAAAAUACAGUAUUAUAAAACAUAUCACAGGGACCCCAAAACAUGCAAUAACCCCAUAAAUAUAUAUCAUUGGAACCGGGGGAUCUGGGUGAACCACAUAUCCAAAAUUCACUCAGAUCCGUUCAGUAGUUUGGAAGAUACGGUUUAAUGCAGAUUCCGCAGAACAUAUACAGGCUAUAUGAAAAAUAAUUACUGUUAAAUGUGUCCCCUGUUCUGUAGUUUAAAACUACUGAACGAUGUCUUUGUGCACCAAAUACCGGCGAGAUGGCACAGUGUAGAAAAGUCAAAACAGUGUCUGUAAGUUAAAAUGGCCACCAUCCAUUGUUCUCACCAUGUGCUUCAUCCAUUGUUCUCACCAUGUGCCUCUGAUACAUAAAAUGGUGGCCAUCCAGUAACUCCACAGUUUGUCUGGUAGUCUAUCCAGCCGAACCAACAGAUGAAACACAUGGAGAACAGUGCAACAAACGAAGGUAAUCAUAAAAAAUAUGGACAAUAGUCCUAUUUGUGCACAAUUUCCAGUUUGGUCACAGGGCACGAAUAGUGUUUUCAAAUGCCAUAGUCAGAAGGUAGGAGGCGGGCAAGCAGCCCCCUCCAAGAACACGUGGCGAGGUCUGUUCCGCCACAUUGAUCAAAUGUCAUUUAGUGGAUUAUACUGUUAAUAAAUAUUAUUUCGUGGACAGCUACCAUUUCUCUGUAGAAUAUUAUUAAAAACAUUGUUUAUAAAACAGUGCUUAUUACAAUAUAUUAGUUGUGCUCUUUAUAGCUAUGCCUUACUAAUGAUAGGGAAUAUAUAAUUAAAAUAUAUAUAUAUAUAUAUAUAUCUCCAAUCGUAUGAGUGAAACAUAUCCCUAUUACCCCCGUGUGUAAAUAUAUAGAAUGUGUUUAUAUUUAUAAUGUAUCUCCAUAAUGUCGUAUCCUAACCGUCUUAAUACCAUAGUAGCUAGAUACAUAUCCAACCAUUUCACAAAAUAAUAUAUCAGUUUUGCAUUAUUACUUUGUCAACAAAAAACAAAAAAAAACCCACAUACUGAAAAUUGAACCCCCUGGAAGCACUCUGUAUCCUUAAUCUGCUAGCAACUUUUUCAAUUUUAACCAUUGUAAUAAUCUUUCAUUGGAAUCAAAUGUCUCCCUCAUGCCCUCAAAGGUAACACUGAUUUUCAGGGGAAAUAACCAUUUAUAUCUGAUAUCAUGAUUUCUGAGAAUUUGAGUAGAAAUGCUAAAAGUUUUUUCUUUUCAUUCUUGUGUGGUAUGAGAAGUCCUGAAAAAACAGAAUUUUUGGGAAUUGACCUGUUAUCGGAUUUGAUCUUGCAAAACGUAAAACUGUGUCUUUAAAUUCGGGAGAGAAAAAACAAACUGUGAUAUCUCUAGGUAGAUCUGCAUGUAGUGCUUGAGGUUUAAACAACCUAUGACAUCAUUUUAUUGGUUGAUCUUGUUCUUUGAUAGGAAUAUUCCGCGCUAAGAAAUAUUGAUGUAGAAUCUGUUUUAAAUUUUCCUGCGUGCCUUUUUCCUCAAAAUUUCUGAACCGCAAAUUAUUCCAUCUACUGCGGUCUUCCAAGUCGUAUAUUUUGAGCUAAAGUUCCUGUAUCUUGUGAUGUAUGUUUUCAUUAUCAUCUUUAAGGGUAUUGACAUGGAAGUCCAAUGUCGAGAUUUGUUUCUCAAAAUGCUGAAAUUUGACUGUAAGUUGAUGUAUUUCUUGUUUGAUUUCGGUUUUAAUUUCAGCUGUAUUAAUCAAGAUAUUCUUAAUUUCAGCCAGGUUUUCAUUGAGACUAGCCUGUAAUUGGGAAACAGUAAUCAGCUCUUUAUUGCUAUCUUCAUUAAUAGUACUUCCCAUGGUGACAAAUGACUCUUCCAUAUUUUGUUUGUUAUUUUUAAUCUUGUCCUUCUGUUGUUGUGGAGAAAAAUAUAUGGACAUUGAUUUGUCUUGCACUAAGUCCUUUUUAUCCUUUUUCACAGUAGAUUAAUUAUCCUGGGCUUUUCUUGUUGCCAUAUUGGGGUUAUUUAAUUAGCCCCUUUCAUUGAACUUCAGCAAUUAGUGUUAAGCUAGAGGGUUGGCGUUACCAAUUGGCCGUCUAAAAUAUUUGCUGGUAUACCAAAGUUUUUACUUUUCCGUAUUACGGUCUCCCACUAAAUAUAUACAGAUGUCUCAAUUUUGAGCACCAAUAUACUAUAUAGGCUUGUACAAUAAAAAGAAAAGAUGACACUUACUAUAGCAAGCAAUAAAACACUUAUCUUGUAUAUCUGUCUCCUGUUGAUGAAAAGUAGUAUUUUAGUAGAUACUGGAGAUGAAAUACUUCGGCCACGACAGGAGUCAAACUUCCUCUCCUUAUUGCGGCUUGUAUGGAAAUGUCAGAUAUUUGGCACUAAUUGUUUCCAAUCCGAGGGAGACUGAUGAUGAGAGUAUUAUUGACCCUCAUAGGAGUGAGGCAGCAAAACGGAACUCCCUCGACACAGUCAGGGACCGUAGCUUAAGGACCAGAAAACAAAUCCGCCCUCAUCUAGAUUGCUAUGUGAACCGAUAAAAUCUUGGUCCGUCGUUUCUCAGGCUUGUGGUUUGCAUUAGGCAGAGUAUUUCAUGGGGGAGCUGUGGCGUUCGAACAGUUCAACAUGGUGAAGUCGCCAUAGCACUCCGCAGAGACUGCCCCUCCUCCUCCGUCACGACGCCCGUUGUCAGCACGUCAUGACGCCGCUUCUCUUCAUGGAUUUUAAUCUGUUUUAUGUACCGUAAAUUCUAUUUUCAAAACAGAUGGUGAAAAAAGAAAUUAAACCAAAGAAACGCCUGACACGCUAGCCCCUGAUGAUGGCGUUUUAACACGCCGAAACGCGCGUUGGGCGUUUCUUUUAUUUAAUUUCCUUUUUCACUAUGCACUUGGGUCACUUUUGAGAGCACGUUUUUGUUGACUUCUAGUAAUAGGAUCAGAAGUUUCGGUAGGCAUUAGCUUUGUGCGGUGCCGAGGUAACAGGGACAGGUGGAGAUGUGGAUACCUUUUCAGUGGGGAAGGCUUUUGGUGCCCUGGGUGGUGAGAUUCACCUGGACAGAUGGAUCUAUACCUGACUUACAUAUACUGUAGGGCUCAGCCUCACUCCCAGUCUAGCACUAUAAUUGGAGCAGGGAGUUUACCUGCAUUAAGCUAUCGCUGUUUACCUACCCCCGUGAGUUUACCUGCAGUGAGCACCCAGCUUGAGUACCUACCUUCUUGAUUAACUAUUAAUGAGUGGGCUAUUGUUUUUAGCUUAAUAAAAUAGAGUAUAAUUAUUUUAUCUUUUUUGAUACACUAGUACACUUCUAUAAGGUUGUACUUCUUUUUCUCUACUUGGCCACCUAAUUGGGUGCUGUAGUUUGAGAAUUAGUUCUUUUAUGCUAUAUCAUUAAUGCUGUACUUAACUUAAUAAAAAUUAUAACUUGAAAGAGGAAAAAAAAGUCUACCGCUACUUGGUGGAAAGGUUCCUCAAUUAUGGGUAAUGGCUUUGGCUGGCCACCCCUCUUUCCCGUCUUCUGGCAGACAUUACGUGUCCUGCAGUAAUUCUGCAGAUCCCGUGUGAUCCCUGGCCAGAAGAAGGUCUGGGUUAACCAGUCUUUGGUUUUUUGCAUACCCAGAUGUCCUGCUAGGAGAAAGUCAUGACUAAGCUUAAGUAGCUCAGCCCGAUAUUUACGGGGCCCUACCAGCUGUCAUUUAGCCACUUGUGCGGCCACAUUCCCUGUUCCCCCUGUAUAAUAACCCCUUCUCCCACUCAAACCUCUCCUGUUCUAGAUCUCCCUGUGGGGGCUUUACCUGUUUUCUAUACUCUUCUUGUGUUGGAUCGGCCCUUUGUUCCCUUUCAAAACCUUGAAGGGUAUCCCAGUAGAGGGUGGGGUUCUCGUCUAGGGUCGGAACAUAGGGUCCUCAGAGUGCAUCAGCUCUCCCUUGCGGGCUUGCAGUCUUGUGGUCACCGGUAAGGUCUCCUCUGGGUAGGUAGUUGCGAACUGGGAUGUCAGGCAGCCCAGGUCGUUCCCCAACGGUACUUCCGCUGGUAGCUCCCGCAUAAUGCUUACCUCCAGAUGCUUGACCCCCGAACCUUAGUUGAGGUACACUCAGGCAGUUGGGAGUUUGUGGAUAGCUCCUCCUACCACCCUCACGGCUACUGUCUUGUUGGUACAGGCUUGUGGACUGACCUUGUGCGACUGCACUAGGGUGAGGGUCGCGCCAGUGUCUCUGAGGCCCCUUGCUUCCUGACAGUCUACGGUGACUCACUGCCGAUGGUGCUCCCAUUUGUCGCCUGCAGCUUGGUCCGGGUUUACCUCGUGCAGAACCGUUCACUGUUCCUCUGAGUCGCACUGCUGUGAAGGAAACCCUGCUGGAAACAGUGGGCUGAGGCCCGAGCUGGCUGCAGAGGGGUGCGUUCCCAGCUCCUCUGUUCCAGUGUGGGCAGUUACUUUUGAAAUGCCCUGGUUGGUUGCACCCUUGGCACAAGGGCCCAGUGCUUCUGAAGGGUGCAGGGGUAGUUGCCGGUGUAAAUGGAGCUUGUCUGGGUGGUGGUGCUCUUUGCGCCGGAUAAGAGGGUCUGAAGGGGGGUCGUUCUCCGCUGGACUCUAUUUUCCUGCCAUUUUGAUAGUUAUCAGCAAGUCUGACUGCGUCCUCCACAGUUCCAAGCUUCCAGUCUCUCACACAGUCACGGAUCUCUGUGGCGUAUGAUCGAAGAAUUGCUCUAGCAGUAGUAGUAGAGGUUACCUGACAGCCCUGCAUCGAAUUCUUGACUGCCCGGUGCAUCCUGAAGGCCCACUCAGCAAAAGAGUCUUUAUGGUUCUUCCGGAGCCCCCAAAACUUCCUCCUGUAGGCCUCUGGUGUCACAGCAUACCUGGCCAUCAAAAUAUCAUUUACCGGCUCUCAGUAAUGUAUGUCCGAGUCUGGUACUGCCCGGUAUGCCUCAGCUGCUCGGCCAGACAACUUGCUGCUUAAAAUAGCUGCCCACUUAUCCUCUGUCCAGGUCUUCUAGGGCACAUUGUCAUUCAAAAUCUUGCAGAUACGCAUCUGUGUCCAUUUCCCCAUCUACGAAACUUUUAAAUGCAGCAUAGUUCACCUUUCUUGUGCUGCCCUCCAUUACUGGAUCCCAGUAGUGAUGCUGCAUCUCCUUGGUAGAUGUCUAUUCUGGACUGGGACACCUCCCGCGCGCGUUUGUGCAGCUGCCGCCCUAUUUCAAUGGCCAUGUCCCUCAGAUCGCUGGCAGAGCUGAUCCCUGAGUUCAAUUUUAAGAUAUGGAACAGAUAUGGAAUUGCACACCUGCACGACCUGCAAAACAAGGGAACACUGCUGCCAUUUCACGACCUUAGCACCAGAUACACUAUCCCAAGCAGAGCACACUUCUCCUAUACACAACUGAGGGCCUGGUGGCUCAUGCAUAUGAAGAUCCCAGCACCGGACCCCCAAACACACUUCCUUACACACUUUGAGAAACUCUUAAUUGCAGGAGCACCUGCCAAGGGGCCCAUUUCCGCCAUUUACACACUCCUGAACACUAACACCGAACUCUGCCAUCUUCCGUGGGCCAAAGCAUGGGAAACAGACAUAGGCUGUCAAAUACCCGAAAACACCUGGCUCAAAGCCAUCAACAGCUACAAAGGCAGGUCAGCCUGCGCAGCUCACAUGGAACUCAUGCGCAAAAUUGCCUACAGGCGGUACAUGGUUCCCACACGCCUGGCUAAGAUACUGCCAACACAACCAAACACCUGUUGGCGAUGCCAUAGAGACACAGGCACAUUCCUACACAUCUGGUGGGGCUGUGACAUCAUACAGAGCUACUGGAAAGAGGUUCUUUCCCUCAUUCACUCACAUACAAACAUUGCAGUCCCCAACUCCCCAGCCUCCCUCUUACUGUUUAUAUACAAAGACCAAUACCCCCCAGCCGAUAAAUACUUGAUAUACCACAUCCAAAUCUCAGCCUUGACACACAUUGCCAGAAAUUGGCUUUCCACAUCCACAGCGACUAUGCAAGAACUGAUUAAGUAUGUCUCAACAGUGGGGAGCUACGAAAUGCCUCUAUAACAACACACCAACCCUGGAAACGGGAGGUUUGGGAGAAUAGGGCCAAAAGAGCCACAGACUAGAAGACAGAGAAGAAUACACACGCACAUAUAGAGACACAGAUAUAAAGUCGAUAGCUAAGAGACACAAGACAGAAACGGGCAAUAUGGGGAUGAACCCGAGGUGCGAUUCUGAUGGACCCCACUGACGUUGGCCCGACAACUACUGGAGCAAUUCCCCCCAAACCAACAGGCUCAUACUCCCCUUCGAUCCUCAUCCCAGCAUAUGACAAACAGAACCAAACCAGUGGUAUUGGAUAGACAACACACCUGAUAUCAGCUUCAGGUUACGCAACGAUACCCUUUCAAGGCUUUAUAUACUGAUUGAGGAGGCUCUAUGCAAAACUCUGUGAAGCAAAACUGACACAGCACAAAUUGCAUUAUACCUAUGUCUGUAAACCCCCUUUUUUUAGUUCUGUACCCCCCUUUUUUAUGCUUUCACGUUUGGAAAAUAAAAACUGUCAAAUUGAAAAAAACAAAAACAAACAAACAAAAAAAAGCGUUCCAGCGGAGGGUGCAAAAAGCCCUAUCCCAGGAUUGUGACCCUGCCUCACAAGUGAGUGACCUGAAAUGGAGGGAUGUAGUCCGGAAAGAACUCUGGUACGAAGCCCUGAUGGAAGCGCAGUUUCAUUGGAAGAAGGGCCUUCCCGGUUUAGAGCUCCGCUUGCAGGAACAAGUGGCACGGCGGAUGGUGCUUCUGGGGGAGCAACCCGUGACUGAGCGGGUAAGGCACCUUGAGUCCCUGCUCAAGAGGGAACUGUUCCUGGAUGACUCGUACCAGGCAGUAUGGUGGUACAUAGUCCAGCGAGAUACUUGGUUGGCGGAGGGCGUGCAGCCGGUUGGGGAGAACUACAAAGGCUCUGGCCUGUUGUGGAAGGCCUUUGAGGAGGAAGUUGUCCUACAGAGUCGCGGUUUUGGGCUAUCUAUUGCUACCGAGAAGCAAUGCUAGAGUGCCCAAGAGCUAUUGGGCUGAAACCAGAUCUCACUCGCCUGAUUGCCAUGGAAUGGAAGUUUGAGCAAGACUACCUAGAACUGAUAGUGGGUUCAGCCACAGGGCAUUGAUACAGAACAAAGAAAGAGCUGGGUAACCCCGGAAGAGCGGAGAGGCUGGGGGGCUGACCCAGACCUACAACAUCCCGGGUGGGAAAUCCCAGCUGCUGUUCCCCCUGCCUCCCCACCAGCUCCAGCCGGCGGAGACCGAAUUGACUGAUCUGGGGAGGAUCCAGUUGCCAGGUGUAGUAAAUGGGACUGCGGUCUCCACUGACACCCUCCCAGCAGAAGAGCUGGCAUCAGCACUUUUUCUAGCACAAUGUAUGAUUUGUUAUGCUCUUUCAAUAAAGUAUAUAUUACUGUAUCUGUGGCAGGUUCUCUUUAAUCUGACAUUCACUUUUAAUUUGUUUUCUGUAUGGAUAGUAACUGAAAUACAAGAGUUUUGCAGCUGUUAUCAAGGAUGAUGGUUUAAAAAUCUGUCUUUAUUCCUAGGCCCCACUGGAUGCUGCUCCCUGCCUACAUUACUACCUUUCAAGAGCUGGAAGCCCUCUGUCAGAGCUAAGCCCAGCAGUGCAAGGCUUGGCUCAUUGGCUGAGAGCGAUCAGCUGAUGCUCUCUGCAAAUGAGCUAGUCCUGCAAUGCAAGACUUAGUUCAGGAGAGCUAACGGAAGCUUAAGAAUGUCCGGAUCAACAUAGGAAGUAGUGGAGGUGGGAAGAGCGUCAGGUGGCCACAGGUAAGAGGUCAAACUGCUCUAAAAUGGUUUUACUUGUUACAAUGGGAGGACAAGGGCACUCCUGGCACCAUAACCACUAAGAUAAAUUAAGAAAAAUUUAAAUGUCGUCGUUUUUUUUUUUUUUUUUUUUAUUGUAAUGUUUUUUUAUAGAAAUGUAGUGUUUUUUAAAUUUGCUUAAUUACAGGAUUACCGAAACCGUCAAUGUAAAGAUUUUGAGUAUGACACCCUUAGUAUAAAGGGUGUCAUCUUAUGAGAGAUUAUGUAUCCGCACGCUCAUGUUAUUUAUUUUUAAAUAUGACUCUUCUUUAUGGGUGAGGUAGUCUGUUGCUCACCCCAUGGGUGACAGAGAUACACAGCAUUACAUAUUUCUAAGCAACCCCACCCUCAUGUUUAUCCUCUGCAUUUAAAUUAAUGCCUCAGUAUACUUACAGAGUUUUUACAUUAAUCUGAUAUAUUAUGCUGCUGUUAGUUAAGAAGUAUUUGUCACAAAUGAAAAACGCUUGUCAGCAUUUUAGUCCAAUUGACUAAUUUAAUAGUUUGCAAGAUUGAAGCCAGCUCUGGAUGUAGGUGCUCAUGCAUUAAAUGAAAACAUCCCACCAAUGUGAUUGUAUGUGACUGCCUGCCUGUGGCAACUGAAGUCCAAUGCUUGGAUAGUUUUCUUAGCGCAUCACACUGAUGUGGGGGUCUGUGAGUUGUCACAUGGUAAAUUCUAUCAAGCCGUGUUCCUUUAUCUUUUUUUAAUAGGAUCACGGUUUUGGAACCUUAGCCAAUCAGCACGGGCUGCUUCCAUUUUUUUGUUUUUGUUUUCUGCGCCAGUAUAUUCACUGAUAAAUGUCAUGGCAUCUUAUGAUAAACAAAAGACAACCUUUGAAGGAUCACUACCAUGCAAGUAGUUUAUUCUCCUUUAAAGGGUUACUCCAAGCAUAAUAACCUCUACAGCCUGCUGUAAUGAGUAUGAUCAUUACAUGUAGAUGCCUAUUCUGCCACUCAUUCAUUGGCUGAGAGUUCAGCAGACUGCUCUCAGUCUAUGAAUGCAGUUCUGCGCAUAGCAAUAAGUUUCUUAAUUUUACUUAUUUUGUGUCUGUUUCAAAGACUUUUAAAUAAUAUUUUUCACCCUUUCCUGCGUACUAAUCUCAGUACCGUGUUUCUGAUCUGAGCUUUUUUUUUUUUUUUUCAGAGCAACCAGAUUUUUUUUUUUUUUUUUUUUUGUUAUUAGUGUAAACAGAAAAUUGGGGGAGGGGGAAACUGACCUGGUCGCAUCUUUUUAUACUGCCGUCAGUUAUUUUAUUUUAGCAUUUGGAAUUAAGGCUUGGUUUGAAGGAGUUGGUCUUAGUCCCGCAGUGGCAUUUUCUUUUUCACCUUUUACAUCAUGGCAUGUUACCUUUCAGAAUAUACUCCAUUCUAAUUCCCUCAGAGAGGGACACGCUUACACUAACUAAGUGUGGCUUCUAGUGAUUAUUCCAGCAAACCACCAGAAUGCCCCACGGUGUCUGAACACUGAAUACCCCAAACAUAUCUUUCCCUUAAAUACCCCUGUUUCUGGCAACUACUGGCAUCACAACUAGCUUUAAAGUUUGUGAGCCAGUAAUAUAGUUAAAACUGUUUAUGGCAGAUUAUAUAUUUGAGCAGAUGUCUAUAUAAAUCAAUGUUUAUGCCGGCCAGUAUCUCUCUGGAAAUUCUGCUUCACAUCACCGUGAAAAAACCAAAACACUGGGCACCCCUUUUACUAUUUGAAAUUAUUGGUACAAGCACCCCAUCCUGGUUACCCUUCUUUUUCCAAGGCCUUUUGAGGUGGGUUAUACAUGAGCAGCCUCUGUUUCCUCCAUUUUAAACAACCUCUCCCAGUCCCAGAGAAAUUACCCUUGUAUGACAAGCUAUACAAAAAUAGGCCUCUGAUUAAACACCUGUGAGAUUUUUCUGAAAACUACACCCUUGGCCAGAACAUCUGUAUAGAUAAAUCCUUCGUGAAAUUAGAGGGAAGACUUCUUUUCAAGUAGUGUAUUUGAUCUAAGUGAGCUCGCAGUGGAGUAAAAUGUUAUAAUUUGUGAGAGUACAUUACAGGUAAAACCUGGGCAUUUUGCAUUUAUGAAGGGAAAGCUAGCCAACUCGAUUCACCAAUCCUCCGUGAUUCUGUGGGUACAAAUGACAAAAUUGUGUGGGAUCUCCUCAUUCCCCUGAUGACCAAAGGCCGUCACUUAUGGGUAGACCACUUCACCAGCAUAGAUUUAUUUCAAAUGUAUUUUGACACCAUAACCCAUUGUAGGCAACCUAUGGCACUCCAUAUUUGGACUACAUCUUCUCUGAUGCUUUGCCAGCGUUAUGGCUGUAAAAAUAAUAUAAGAGCUGUUGUCCCAACAUCUGGAGUGCCGAAGGUUGCCUAGUCCUGCCCCUGUGGCACAAUGUGGAAGCUGAUAUCUUGCAAAAACCGUAGAGACAAAACAACUGCUUUGCGCUAUGAUAAAAUGUUGGCCCUUAGGUACAUUGAUUUAAAAGGAAAAAAAGUGUACAUGCUGUCCACUCUUCAUGAUGAAAGUACAGUGCCAGCCACUGUCUUGAGAUCUCUUUUUGGACGGCAUUGGUAGAGUAAGUCACCAUCUGACACACUUCUAAGGUUUCCUGUAGAUGGAAUCUUAUGUGUAUGCAUAACUAUAAUUGGACUUGUAAAGAAUUCCUCUUCUGUUUUAAUGCAGGUAGUUUUAACCAGCCUUACCAUGUCCACUUUGUCUAUCUACGCUCUGCGAAUGGGCCGUCUGAGUGCCAGAAUCUUUGGAGAAGUGGUAAGGCCAACAGAUGAUCGUUCAUUGAAAGUGGUGAAGCUAUUCAGUGAACAACCCCUAGCCAAAAGGAAAGAAGUCUAUGACUGGUACCCUCCGCAUAAUACUUAUGUGCCUCUAAUGAGGACUCUCCGGUUUCUGGGACUCUACAGGUAAUUGUAUGAUAUCUAUAGACCGUAAAAUGUAACUUGUAGCUGUAUUUUUCUUUUAGGAUUUAGAUAGCAAGUAUUUGAUUGGGUUCUAGCAUUUGUUUACAAUAGAGGCACAGCCUUAAUUAUAGGAAUUUGUUACCAUCUGGUUGGUUAUAUUACAGCAAUUGCCAUACUUCUAGUUAAUACCUUGAUCCCAUCUGAAUAGAGGUAAGAAUCUGGAAGCAAAUUUUCUUUUUAGAAUUUGCAAGCCGCUUUUACAUCCAUGUUUUGUCUUUUUCAGGGAUGAGCAUGAGGAUUUUAAGGAAGAGAUGAGACGCCUUAAGAAGCUACGUGGAAAAGGCAAACCGAAAAAGGGUGAAGGGAAGAGAGCCCUCAAAAAGAAAUGAGGGGUCUCUGACUGAUUAGCCUGGACAUGUGGCAGACCAAUAUAUGUAAGGACAAAUUACACUGUAAGCCCCAGCACUCCACACAAACAGCUUGGUGGCAGUCAAAUAAGGAACAUUCAAAAGCUAUAAUAUUUAUCCAUGUAUGUGCUGUAAAUUUUGUGUAUUGUUACCUUAAAAGUACAACCGUUCUCACUAAAGAGUAUAUUUCGGUUCUGGAUUCUCAACUCUGGGUUUAAAAAAAUCAAAGUUAACAUGACCUGAAAUAAAUCUGCUGUAAUAUAUACCAUUGUAACAAAUAUAUAUUUCACAACAAUAAACAGUCAUUUUUUUAUUCUAUUAAAUGUUUUCUGUUCAGUAAACUAAUGCAGCACAAAUAUUAAAGGUGCACUAUAAGGUCAGGAACACAAACAUGUAUUCCUGACCCUUUAGUAUUAAAACCACCCUCUAGCCCCCCUAACUCCCCUUUGCCUCCCUAAAUAUAGUAAAAUCUUACUUGUAUUCAAGUCUAAAGAUGCUGGCUCUGCCUCAGACUUGCCCCUGUCUGUUGACCUCGUUAGAAGUGCUGGUCUGAGCCAAUCACAAUGCUUCCCCAGAGGAUUGUCAAGGAGGCAGAUCAGGGGCAGAGUCGGCACAAGUCAAACACAGCCUUGGCCAAUCAGCAUCUCCUCAUAGAGAUGAAUUGAAUCAAUGCAUAUCUAUGGGGAAAGUUCAGUGUCUGUAUGCAGAGGGUGGAGACACUGGAUGGCAGUGCUGCUCACUGUGCAGCACUGCCCCAGGAAGCACCUCUAGCACCCAUAUGAGGAGAAGCCAGUGGAUUUAUCCCUAGGCUGUAAUGUAAACUGCCUUUUCUCUGAAAAAAAGUGUUGACAGCAAAAAAUCUGAAGGGAGUGAUAGAAUAGAACAACUAGCACAAAUGCGAUACGCUGUAGUUGUUCUGCUGACUAUAGUGUCCCUUUAAUAUUGUAUAAAGUGUUAGAUUCUAUAGUGUAAGGAAUACAAAGUAACUUUCUUCAAUGAGCUGAAGUUGUCUAGUUGCCUAUAGUGUUUAUUUUCAUAAUAUUGUAUUUGUAGUACAAUAAUGUGUUAUGAGCGUUAUUUAAGAAUAGGUACCUGCCUUUCACUUUAUUAAUUUCUUACAUUAGAAUUUGAGAAAUUUUUCUUGGUGGUAGUUGUAUAACAGGGAAGAAUUCAUAAUACAUACAAAUUGCAGUGACAACAAAUUAGAGGGGAAGGAAAUAUGGCAGUACAUAAUUUUAUUUUCUUUAGUAAGGGAGCAAAAUAGAAACUAAUAAAAAGAAUUGUAUAGUUGAACUAAUACUCAGUCAACUGCAUGUCUGCUUUGCCUUAUUCAUAAAAGUGCUGAUUUCAGAUUGGCAUGUUUAUAAAUUCAUGUAGGAGCACCCCAUCCGCUUGCAGCCAAGCUGACAUUCUAAUGCUUCUUAUUGGCAUCUGGUUGGCACACGCAUGGCAUUUUCUGCUCAUGCACACAUUUUAUCCAGAUAAGAAGGUGGAGCAGAGCAUCAUUGAGACCGUACUCGCUGCUAGAGACAAAGGAAAAUAAUGUGUUUUUUUGUUUUGUUUUGUUUUUUUGUGGGAGGACGCCUUCCAUUAACAGGGUUAAAGGAUAUUAAAAUCGAAAAUCAGUUGUUGGCUUAAAGGAACACUCCAAAGUUAUCAGACAGCAGACAAGGUUAUUCUUUAGAGUUUAAAUUGCUUGGGAUUCAGAAUACAUUUUCAAUCAAAAUAGCCAAACUAAAAACAUAGUUUGGAAAUAUUUAAUCCCUUAAGGACCAAACUUCGGGAAUAAAAGGGAAUCAUGACAUGUCUCACACAUCAUGUGUCCUUAAGGGGUUAAAAUGUGUCUAUUUUAAUCAAAAAUAUGAUAUUCAUUUUCAAUUCUCAAAAAUUCAUACUUUAAAUCUAUUUACACUCUCGUGUUUUACAAUUUAUUUACUAGAAAAAAAUCUUUCUGAAUACAUUUUAGUAUACUUUAUUAGCUAUAAUUGAUGUACCACUUGUAACCUUGAUUUUUAAAAAGUAACUUUGAUUUUAUAUAUUUGGAUAACUUUUAAAACAAUUUAAUAUUCUUGUUUUUACUUUUAAAAUAUCAAAACAAAAUAAAAAUAUUCACUGUUUUUAUUCAAUUUAACCCCUUAAGGACUGAGUUAAAUGUACACGUUGUGAUCAAAACAAAACCUGGAAUUUGACUAUAUGUCUGUCCAACCGUAAUUCACAUCUUUCAUAUUAAGUGCACCCACACUUAUUAUAUAUCAUUUUAUUCAGGGGAAACGGGGCUUUCAUUUAACAUCAUAUGAAACAAUUUAAUAUGAAUAAAAUAUAAAAAAAAAAAAAGGGAGAAAAUAAGAAAUGUUGUGUUUUUUUUGUUCUGCAUGACAUUUUAACUGUGAAUGUCAUCUGUUUGCUUUUACUAAAAUAAACAUAUUUGUAUUUGCGAUGUCUCAUGUGUAAAACAGUACCCCCUAUGUACAGGUUUUAUGGUGUUUUGGGAAGUUACAGGGUCAAAUGUUACUUUUAAAAAAAUUUAAAAAAAAAUUAUUUAUACACCUUGAAAUUCGCCAGAUUGGUUAUGUUGACUUUGAGAUGAAAUGGUAGCCCAGUAAUGAAAAUUAACCCCCAUGAUGGCAUACCAUUUUCAAAAGUAGACAACCCAAGGUAUUGCAAAUGGGAUAACUUUUUCUUUGGGUUUUACUGUAUAUAUUGGGGCUGAUGUGUACUAUGGUCGUUGCUGUCGCCCAGGAGUGAUGGGAGUGAGCGCAGGACUUUUCUUUUUGUAUUCACUUUAUGUAUAACACAGCUUUGUUACAAUGCCAUCCCAUGUGUUCCCUAUUAAGGGUUAAUAAGUAUAUAGGGGUGUGUAUGAAAAAAAAUACCCCUCUCUGUCUCAUUGGAGAUAUCUUUGCCAUAAGCUCAAGGAAGCAAGGUGAAAGGUCAGUGUAGGACCCGUCUCGGGGGGAUCUGCCUUAAAGUUGGCAGGCGGGCAUUCCUUCCAAUGGCCAUUGGAGUAACUAAAUGACCUCCCUUUGUUUAAAUAUGCACAGGGAUUCAGGAGAGAGCACAGGUAACUUUUUCUUUGUUUUUUACUGUAUAUAUUGGGACUGAUGUGUACUGUGGUCGUUGCUGCUGCCCAUGAGUGGGAGUGAGCGCAGGAUUUAUCUUUUUAUCUGUGUGUGUGUGUGUGUGUGUGUAUAUAUAUAUAUAUAUAUAUAUAUAUAUAUUUUUUUUUUAUUAUUUUUUUAUUAUUAUUUAUUUAUUUUGGCAAAAGUGACCUCGCCCCUGGUUUUUGGAGAGGCCUGAUUGCCAGCCUCCUGCCCCAAGACUAUGGGCCCCGCAAAAAGACAUGCUAAAAAGUGACUUCCAUGGGUAAAUGUGCCUCUUCCCCUCCCCCUUUUUCCUGUCCUAUUGUUCUCCAGCAGGGCGUUGUCCCAAGGACACUGCCAGACCAGUUGAAACUGGCUGCUUUGUCCCUCCUCAAUCUCUCAUCAGCACUUGCUAUUGUCUGACCCCACCCUUCCCUGUAAUAUAGGGCACUUUUAACGUUGGGCAUAUUGUGCGCUCAGAUCCAAGCUAUCUGGGGAUAUGUUGUUUUUUUCGGGUGUUUCUGGACUUUGGGUAAAACUGGAUAUAUUCUGCCUGUGGUAAUUGAGUUAGUCCAUUGUCUUUGUUAAUUGUAUCACAGGCAGAGGGGAGGGUUUGUGUUCAUUAGGUGGGAGUGUCUAACUGUACCAUACUGUUUUGAUUGGCUGUUGUGCCUUUGUGUCCUGUGGUUCACGUGGGUGGUAACCUUGUGGGGAAAACUGUAUAUAAGAAAUGCUUUUGUGCUCAUUAAACCAGUUCUACUUCACCCUCAAUGUAGAGUCCUGUCUCUUAUUGGGGGAAUCUGCUACAAGGGAUUGCUAUGCUCUUCAUACUCCCUUGAAUAAUCACUAAGCUCUUGUAAGAGCUUGUUUCUGUCCUGCUUCACUCUCUGGGGAAAGAGAGGUUCACCCACUAGAACCUGGAGCCUUGCCGUGGUUUCAGGGUGUGUAGGAGACUGCAGUACCCCAACCAAGCUGCGGUGGUUCGUGGUGGUUAUGGUCUCUGGAGUGCUUAUGGUUCACAAAGUUAAGAGACGAGAUCAUCGCCCUUCACAAUAGCCAAGGACCUGAAUGUUCCUAAAGGCACUUAUGGGAGCAUAGUUCGCAAGUUCAAAGUUAAAGGAUUAGUGGUUUCACUAUCUGGAUGGGGCAGAAAAAGGAGGCUAUCAAUGGCUGCAACCAGAUUUCAGAGUAGGCAGAUUGUGAAAAACCUUGAGUGACUGCUCAAGCUCUGCAGCAAGACGUGGUGGCAACAGGCACUUGGGUAUCAGUGAGCACUGUAAGGCAGAGUGCUAAACCCUGGUUUCCAUGCCAGAAUGCCAAGACGUACACCACUACUGUCCCAAAUGCAAAAGGAACGUUGGCUCCUGUAUGCUCAAAAUCAUAUAAAUAAGCCACAGAUGAUCCUGUUCUGUUGAGUGAUGAAACAAAACUAGAACUUUUCGGCCCAAUGCAUCAGUGAUAUGUAUAGAGGAGGAAGAAAGAAGCAUAUGCUGAAAAGAACACUCUUCCUACAGUUAAGCAUGGUGGUCGCUCUGUGAUGCUCUGGGGUUGCUUUGCAUCCUCUGGCAUGGAAACCUGCAGCGUGUGGAAGGCAAGAUGGAUUCAUUCAAGUAUCAGGAAAUCCCAGGAGAAAACAUCAUGUCGUCUGUGAGAAAGCUGAAGCUUGGGCGUCAUUGGACCUUUCAACAAGACAAUGAUCCCAAGCAUGCCUCAAAUUCCACCAUGGCUUGGUUGCAGAAGUAGUCCUGGAAAAUUCUACAGUGCUAAUCAGUCACCUGAUGUGAACCCCAUAGAAAAUGUCUAGUGGGAUUUGAAGAAGUCUGUUACAGCACGCAAACACAGGAAUAUUGCUGAAUUGGAAGCCAUUGCUCAUGUGGAAUGGGCUGUUUCCUCAGGAAUGCAGCAGAAGCUGUUGUCUGGCUAUGAAAUUUUGUUCGUAUCAGGUCAUAACAGCAAAAGGAGGCGAGGCUGGAGGUGCAGGCUGCUGGUUCGGGAACCUUAUCGGAGACUGCUCAGGGGAAUAGAGCCUGAGAAGGGAUUAAAUAAAUAAUUUUGAUACUGGAGAAGUCAUUAUAAGUUGCAUUUUCAGUUGAUUUUGGGGAAAUUACUUGAAGCAUUCUUUGUGUUGAACUAUUUCAAUUGCAUUUGUUUGAUGUGAUUACGUUAUGUUAAUAUUUAUGUAGCACCAAUAAAUUCUGCAGCGCUUUAGUGGGUGGACAAAUAAACAUGUAGUUGUAACCAGACACGUUGCAAACAGCUGAAAGUCUGUAAAGUUUGACAAUAAAUCUGAUUUUCAAUGGGGUUAAAUAAUUUUUAUGGAUAUGUUUAAAGAUAUUCAUGCAUGUUUCCUGACUUUGCAGUGUUCCUUUAAAUUCUACUCCUAUUUUAUUUUUCCAGCAAUAUACUAUGGCAGCACUACCACCAGAAUAGUGCCUCCAACUAGUGUUGUUGGACAUGAAGAAUACCCUUUCCCCCAAAUUCUAUAGAUGACAUCUUUACUUUAGCCUAGUAAGUCUCUAUAUUAAUCCAUGAAACAACAGGAAAGUAAGUAGAGGACGCAUAGCACCACUAUAGCAUAUUACUGAGCAGUGAAAAUAUUUGCAUGACUUAAUUUUCCAAUUUCCUGGCCAUAUGCAUGACUGCACUCCCAUUAGGUUAUGCCCAAGCAUAAUCCGGCCCCCCGUCAGCAAAGUAAAAGGGUGAUUUAACUCCUUUAUUCCAGCUCGACAUGGGUCUGCUCGCGGCUGGCUCUGCCCCCUCUGCCUCUUUGGCUAAGAUAGUUAAAUUUGACUAUCUCAGCCAAUCCAAUGCUUUCUCCCAGGAAAAGCCGUGCCACGUCAACCGCAUUUCCUCAUAGAGAUGAACUGAAUCAAUGCAUUUCUAUGAGGAACGUACAGCGCCUCUAUGUAGAGGGUGGAAACUCUGAAUGUACUAACCCAGGAAGCACCUCUAAUAGCCAUCUAAGUGACUAUCACUAGUGGUGUUAAAGACAAUGUUCACAUUAAAAGGGUUGCAGGGACAUACUAUACACACCAGAAGAACCACAUUAAGCUGUAGUUGUUUUGGUGACUAUAUUGUCUCUAAGGCAUGAAUCGCACCUCUUUUCCACCAAAGCAGGAUCCUUGCGAGCUGCACAACAUUCAGACCUUCUCUUGAGCUAGAAAUCUCAGAGGGGACCUGUGGGCCAAACUGAUAAAAGGAGACAAGUGUGCCAAUACCCAGAAGCUUUCCUUUAUAUUGUUAAAAUUCUUACUUGUCACAUCUAGACUGUAACCUAUUACUCGACCAGGUAGGGGAUGUUUUAGUGCAAACUCUGUAGUUAGAACAAAAUAAGAAGAUAGAUUGGACGUAAAACUUAUACCUGACAGAUUAAGCAACAACAAACAAGCAAACUGGACAAAGCCAAUUGUCAUAGGACAAAAAACUAAAGUCAAAUAAAACUACACACCUGAGACAGGCGUUGAAAAACCAUUGUAUAGCUAGAGAAGGUUCCAUGUCUCUGCAUCACUUCUGAAUUGAUGCAAUUCGGACAUGUGCAGUACUACCUUCCAGGAUGGAACCAAUCCUUACAUGGCUAUUGACCCUGAGCUGGCAUCUCUACCCUAUACACUUCUGCUGGAAAUGGCUUGCCCAGGAGGCAGUUUGAACAGAUCAGAUAGGGCCAAGCAGUGAGUGGAACGUACACACGCAGAGGCUACAAUGGAAUCCAUGACUACCAAAAUUCAACAUUUUGAGGGCACUUAAAGACUGAUGAACCUGUCUGACUGACUGCAGGGUGCAUGUCUGGACAAAAAAAAAUCUGAAUAACCUACCUAUCCCUACAAACACACACCCUUGAUACAGAGAAUUUUAAGGUAAAGAAAUAUUUUUCUUAUAACUUAAAACCCUCGUAAUACUAUUAAUUUGAUAUAAUGGUAGUCUUAUUAUGGGUAUUAUAUUUUUGACAGAUAGCUAGCUUGUCUGUCUCUGAAAAAGUGACUUAGAAAGUGGAAAAACAACCUUCUACUUACAAGCCUACAGCAACAUGCAAACAAAUAUAUCUAGCCUGUGCAGUGCCAGAUACCCUUGGUUUUGUAUGCAAUGUUCCACAGAAAAUGUGUAAAUUUCUGAACUGCUUCCAAACUAACCUCCAACAGGCUACUGCAUCUAAAGGCUGUAGAUCACCAUCAGAAUCUGAAUUCUUGCUUGACUAACAGGUUGUCAGGUUCACAGGUUUCAUAUCUAGAAGAUGUAGCAUUUCCAGAAGAAGAAAUGCAAAAAUGUACCGGAUAAGUAGUGAGGAUGGUAGAAGAAGAUAGAAAACCAGGUAAAUUAUAGGUUUCCCUGUAACACACCAAACUGCUGAAUUUGAUGAGAAUUCAAAGCAUUUAAAGGGACACCUAUAGUGUCAGGAAUACAAACGACUACCACUAACUAUGUUCCUGGGCAGUAAAGUAAACCCAGACUUUUCUCCUAAAUAGCCUGCAGGGACAGACUGUGAGCACAAGAACAACUACAUUAAGCUGUAGUUAUUUUGGUGACUGUUGUCCCUUUAAAGUUUUGUUAACUAUGCAGGAUGAAGAAGACAAACAAUUCGACACUUUAUCUAGAGAAGAUGUCUCUAAUGCCCAACUGGCCAAAAAAACAAACAAACCGCUGUCCAUAGAGGAAGCCACACACUUGAGACCAUAUGAAUAAAAAAGCAGAAACCUGUUCCAAAUUAUUAUGCAAAUGAUAUUUUUCUCAUUUACCUAAAUAAUUGAUGUAAAUAACAGUCAGCAUAAUUCUCAUGUUAUCAACUAUUAAGAGUACAAUUCAAAUUUUAUUGAACAAACCUCCAUUUGUUUGCAAGAUGUCAGAAUAGACUCCCAGAGCUGCUGUUUGGAUGUAAACUGCCUCCCACCCUCAUAGCUCUUUUGCUUGAGGAUGCUCCAAAGGUUCUAAAUAGGAUUGAGGUCAGGGGCGGAUGGAAGCCACACCAUGAGUUUCUCUCCUUUUAUCCCCAUAGCAGCCAUUGAUGCAGAGGUAUUCUUUGCAGCAUGAGAUGGUGCAUUGUCAUGCAUGAAGAUGGUUUUAUUACGGAAAGCAUAGUUCUUCCUUCUGUACCAGGGAAGAAAGUGGUCAGUCAGAAACUCCACCUACUUUGCAGAGGUCAUCUUUACACCUUUGGGGACCCUAAAGGGGCCGACCAGCUCUCUUCCCAUGAUUCCGGCCCAAAACAUGACUUCAUACUGCAUGAAAAUGGUGCUCUGCUUAAUAAUGUGGAACACCCUCCUUUAGUAGUUUUUCCUUAAAUUGGGCUCACCUGGCAAUCUAAUUAUCACAGGUGUCCGAGAUUGUUUUCAGUGAUCAAAAGAGCCCCGAGACACAAUGCCAUCCAUGAGUUAAACUGAAAAACAAAAUAUUUAAUCAUUGUGACACUUAAAUAGAAUUUGCAUAAUAAUUUUGAACAGGGUGUAAGUAUCUUCCAAGCAGCAACAGCUAAGAGUGAUGCACCAAUUUCUGGAGCAAAAGCACAGAAUAUGUGGCUUCCAGACCUUGAAGAAUGUGUAUCUAGGGAGUCGUCAGGAGGUUUGUUGUUCUACUUGCUUGGACAGAUAUGACUGCCUAGUAUAUAACUGUGUGUAAUGGCAGAAGAAAGACUCAUAUUCCUAGUGGAUAGCUUGAGGCUAUCUUCUGUUGCUAUAAGAGCUAUUUGGCUUAAAAAACAGUCAUCAGAUAAAGCUUCAGAAAUUGACCUAUGAGAAUUAAUCUUUUAGAAAGGGUCACCUUUGGAUGAACUGAAAUAAAUGUGGGAAACUAAAAAAGCAUUACCGCAGGACAAAAUGGAGCCCUACCAUUUGACUUCUUGUUGGCACCAAAAAUUUUUACAAAACUUGUGGUGAGACUGGCGUUUUUUUUUCAGACAAAGAAAAGCCACCAUUAUUCCAUAUCCAGACGAUUUGCUGUUAAUGGCAUCAUCUACAUUAAUAAAUAUGAUUUGCUGGGCUUAUGUUGCAUUUGGGACCGUAUGACAGCCCAGGAAUGAGAAUUACGUACAUCAUGGCAUUCCAUUUGCAAUAAUACACAAGGGCGUUCUACAUUAUACUGUUGUCUCACGAGUACAACCUUAUCCCCCAUCUACAGGUUUUAUGAUGUUUUGGAAAGUUUCAGGGUCGAAUUUAAGGCUUGCCCAUUUCAGUUUUUAUAAAUUUAAAUUUGCCAGAUUGGUUAUGUUGUUUUUGAGAAGGUAUGGUAGCCCAGGAAGGAGAAUUCCCUCCAUCAUGGCAUACCAUUUACAAAAGAAGACAACCCAGGGUAUUCAAAAUGGGGUAUGACCCACCCCUCUUACCACACACCACGCUGGACUCACUCCUUCCAUGCCGAAGGCAAUAUAAGUCGGGGGUUGGUUAAGCCUGGAUUAUACAGGGACUCUCUCGGUGCCUGGGCUGCACACGGUGGGCAGGCUCCUGUCAAUCUUGCCAUCAAAGCAACCUAAUAUACUCUCUCUCAGCAACACUCCAUAUGCUAGUGAAAUAGUAUGUUUAUUUAACAAGCAUACAGGGCCUAUUAAUACAACCAAUCACUAACACCUUGUACCCUACUCAUCAGGCAAACACUCAGACAUCCAGCUUACUAUUAAUAGCACACAGAUGCCUCAGUCUGUUUAACAAUCUAUUAGUCUACUCAUUUUACUCUUAUUACUUUUAUGUCCUGCUAUGGAUACUUCCUUUAUUUACCCAUAGAAUAGACACUGCACCUGAGCAAUAUGUUAGCUAGUGCCUGUUAAGCCCUAAGUAUUAAUGCCCAAACAUAGUACAUAAUGAUGUAUAUGCUUGGCAGAUGUUGAGCAGAGAUGCAUGUAUACUCAGCGAAUCUUCACACUACUAACUACUCUUCUCAAAUAUAAAAAUGUGCAUAGUUACUCAUGCCAUGCAAUUGUUUAUACUGAUCUACUAAUUUCCUGGCGAUAGCUGUUGUGGCAUUGCUAGAAAAAUGUUACCUGUAUCAUCAAUUCACCAAAAGUAAAGAAUUGAAAAAAAAAAGGGGGAGUAUGUCCAGUAGUGGGCUUCAUACCCCAUUUUGACUUUUCAUAUGUUUCUAACUCCACAGGAUCGACACGAGACAUUGUGCUGCCUGGGACCAGGACUCCAUUCCCAUCCCCUCCCCCAAGUCAUAGGCGAGCACACAUGCACAUCGACACAUUCACACAUAUAUACCAUGGUUGGCAAAAACACAUGGGCAGCAGGGUAAUGCUAUUAUGCAUAAAUGCAUAAACCUUAUAUAUCAUGCCAAUGAGCAGCAAAUGCAUAAACUUGAUAUAUCGUGCCAAAGAAGCAAUAAAUACAUAAACUUGAUAUAUCAUGCCAAUGAGCAGUAAAUGCAUAAAUCCUGAAUAUCAUGCCAAAGAGCUCUCUCUGCCCUUAGCCUCACUGUGUCAUCUCUGCCACCAGCCUCUCUGUGCCAUCUCUCUGCCACCAACAUCUUUUUGCCAUCGCUCUGCUCCAGCCACUCUGUGCCAUCUCUCUGCCCUUUGCCUCUUAGUGCCAUUUCUCUGCCUCCAGUAAUGGUGACAGUGUGUGUGUGAGAGGGUGACAGACAGUGUGUGUGGGGCGGUGACAGUCUGUGAGGGGGACAGUGUGUGGGAUAGAUAAUUUGUGUGGAGGGUGACUGUGUGUGUGGGUGAUGGUGACAGUGUGUGUAGGAUGGUGACAGUAUGUUUGGGAGAGUGACAGUGGGGGGGAUGGUGACCAUAUGGAAGGUUGUGAGUGUGGGACAUGGUAAGAGUGGGGGUGGUGGUAGCAUGAGGGGAUGGUGACAGUGGGUGGUGGUAGUGUGGGGGCAUGGUGACAGUAUGUUGGGGUGAUGUUUGGGAGGGGGACAGUGUUUGUGGCUUAUAGUGUGGGGGGUGGUGACAGUGUGGGGAUGGGGACAAUAUGGAAGGUGGUGAGAACAUUGGCCUAAAAACAGAGUACAAAGAGUUGUCAUUAAUGGUAAAUUUUCAAGCUGGACAGAGGUGGCAAGUGGUGUCCCUCAGGGGUCUGUUCUGGGACCCCUUCUAUUUAACAUGUUUAUAAAUGAUCAUGUAGACAGCAUUGAAAGUCAUGUUUCAGUGUUUGCAGAUGACACAAAACUUUAUAAAAUAAUACAAUGUGAGCAAGAUAUUACUUUGCUGCAGAGGGACUUAGAUAGAGUGGGGGACUGGGCACUCAAAUGGCAGAUUAAAUUUAAUGUUGAAAAAUGCAAAGUUAUGCACUUUGGCAUAAAGAAUACACAACCAACGUAUACCCUUAAUGGAAGCGAAUUAGGGAUAACAAUACACGAAAAGGACUUUGGAAUUGUUAUAGACAACAAACUAUGCAACAAUAUGCAAUGUCAAUCAGCAGUGGCCAAGGCAAGUAAGGUAUUGUCAGACAUGAAAAAGGGCAUUCAUUCUCAGGACGAGAAUAUAAUUUUGCCUCUUUAUAAAUCACUGGUAAGACCACAUAUUGAAUAUGCUGUGAAAUUAUGGCCAUGUGUUCUAAAGAAUGAUAUUAUGGCACUAGAAAAAGUGCAGAGGCAGGCUUCAAAAUUAAUAAAAGGAAUGGAACAUAUCCGCUAUGAAGAAAGGUUAACAAAUUUAAACCUAUUUAGUUUAGAAAAACGUUGCUUGAGAGGGGAUAUGAUAACAUUAUACAAAUAUAUUCGGGGCCAAUACAAACCAUUGUGUGGAAAUCUAUUCACAAACCGGACUUUACAUAGGACACGAGGUCAUGUGUUUAGACUGGAAGAAAAGAUUUUCUCUAAGGCAAAGGAAAGGUUUUUUUUUUUUUUACUGUAAGAACAACAAGGAUGUGGAAUUCUGUGGUUUUUAUCAGAGUCCAUACAGAUGUUCAAACAGCUACUAGAUGCAUACUUGCAAAAACAGAAUAUUCAAGGAUAUAAUCUAGUAAUAACUGCUUGAUCCAAGGAUAAAUCUGACUGCCAUUCUGGGGUCAAGAAGGAAUUUUUUUCCUAGCUUGUUGCUAAAUUGUGCUUCAAACUGGGUUUUUUGCCUUCAUUUGGAUCAACAGCAAAAAACAAAUGUAAGGAAGGCUGAACUUGAUGGACAAGCUAUGUAACUAUGAGAGUGGAGGUGAUGGUGACAGUGUGGGUGAUGGAGACAGUGUGGGGGGAUGGUGACAGUAUGUGUGGGAUAGUAAAAACAUGGAAAGUGAUGAGUGUGGGAGGUGGUGACACUGGGAGGGGGAUGGUGACAGUGGAGGGAAGGUGACAGUGUAGAAAGUGGUGACAGUGGGGUUGGUGUUGACAGCAUGGUAAGUGGUGACAGUGGGGGUUGGUAGUGUUAGGGGAUGGUGGCAGUGGGGGGCGUAGUAGCAUGUGGGGAGGCUGUGGCUUAGUUAAAUACUUUUUUUUGUGUGUGUAAUACAUUCCCUGAUUGUCCAUUAGACAAGCCGCCGGGCACACCUCAUCGACCAUUUUCAUCACCGGUUUAGCAAACUUGUUACAUUUUUGUAACGAAUCACCUGGCACCCUGACUGGAUACCUCCGUUGAUGGAUGCUCCUACCGCUUCCUGAGCACUCCAAGCACUCUAGCUGACACCAUAACCACUGUAGACUCCUUCAGGUAGCAGAACAGGAACAAGCUUUUACAAGAGCUUAGUAGUGAUAUAGCAAGGGAGUAUGACUAGCAUAGCAAUCCCUUGUAGCAGAUUCCCCCAAAAAGAGACGGCACUCCAAAUUGAGGGUGAUGUAGAACUGAACUUUUAUUCAAAUACUCUGCUUUUAUGCUCAUUCUACAACCAUAGUACUGCCCAUACUAUAUAAUUUUAUUUAUUUUUUUGUACUUUUUUUGCAGUUAGGGUGAUUGCCUGAAAAUCCACGCAGUCCUCCUGCAGUCAGUUCUAUAGCCUGCUAUUGCGCCCAUGUGAUCGCAAUGUAAUGUAGUCAGCAAGCAUAUUAACGUUACUCUGAUAUAUUCAUUUUAUUGAUGAAAUGGAACUGCUCACUCAUCACACAGUGCACUGCAGUUUUUAGGGAACAGGUCCAGGAGAGAGUUGAGAAAGUAUAUUUUGAGUGAUAUGUUGCAGCCUAAUUUAUACUUUUCUAGAAUGUAGUUUGCAAGCUCAACAUUUCCAGUUCUUCAGUUUCUUGAGAAGAAAUGUACAACACCUUUAAAAGCUCCCCGGGCUACUUUAUCUCACUAUUUUUCUCUGCUAGAGAAUAGGAUGAGCUACCUUUUGUAAAGCUUGCCAUUUCCCCCAGUUGUCACCUGGAGGAUCACAGUGUCUGCUCACACUGGCAGCUGAAGCAGGAGCUGAAGAGGGCUGGACGGAAGAGGAUGAUGCUGCCUGCAAGGGACAGGUUCAUGUAAGUAUAAUCUGCUGAAAGACUAGCAAACUUGUACAUUGCAAGGGCAUCGUGUACUUAAUUCUGCACAUGACCCUUAUCCUUACACCCCCUUUAUUAGAAACCCCACCUUUUACAUGUCCCCUUAAUAAGAUUCAGAUGAAUGAUUUGUUACAUCCCUUUACCGUGCUGCUUGCACAAGCUUUCCAUGCUGUUGGUAAAUAGUUGUCAAAAUUUGAUAGGUGAUUAAUUAAACUCUUACUUAGACAUCUCCUUUAUUGUGUUGUUUGCCUUAUAACCUUUGUCCUGUUUAAUAAACACUGGACAUUUUAUGAAUUGACUCCUUUGUAUAGUCUCUCAUUGAGUGCCUCCAAGUACUUGGGGAUGUGGUACAAUCUGGAAAGAAGUAUAAGUCCAUGGCAGUAAGUGAUCACCUAGGAACAGUUCCAACACCUACCUUCCCUUGACCCUGGUGGCAAUGUCACUGUCUGGGGUCUUUGCAUAAUUUGCAAAGACCAAGAUGGUGACAAAGCCACUUUAAAGAUUUGGCAACAAACUAACUUUUCAGAAGAUUCUUUAAAGCGGUUUUGAGACCUCCUAAAAGGUCAAUGGUCCCUUCCUGGGAUUAAAAUCGGGUUCUGGGGGGCAUGGCUUGAUCGGCACCAAGAGCAGUCUCAUGCGAGCGGAGCUCCGGCGCUUAAGCCUAUUAAACAUCGACAAUCAAUGCUUACCUUGUGGCAAUCGGACCCCGGACACUGACAGCGGCAUGGGGAAGCAGUCCAAAAAGCUAAAAACCCUCGCUGGCGGGGAGCUGUUUCACUCGCGGCCCAAGCUAAAGAUGGCAGCGCAACCAGACCUGCCUGACUCUUCCUCCUCCGAGGAACUACUUUACCCCCCUGAUCCUAUCCCAGAGACAGAAAAGCCUUUUGAUGACCCAUGCAUAGUCAUCACAAUUGCAUAAACUGCAGUCCACACAAUACUACAAGUGCACACAAAUAAAGAUAUCUUCAGAAGAUUGAUAUAUGUACCUAGGAAUUUGUUUAUUUCAAGAUUUAUUUAAUGAUUUUCUCUUCGCUCUAUUGUUUCUGUUUUGUUUUCUUACACUAAUCUGCAUCUUGGAGUUACCAACCAGUGCACGCACCAGUACUCCCCCACGCCCCCCAGUGGUGUCCAGGGGAUAUUGGACACUGUUAUUAAGCCAACUUACCCCAGAUGUGCUAUACACUGUCACUCAAUAUAUUUGCCUGAAUUAGAACCCCAGACCUCAGUGGCACUAUCCUGCUUUACACACCUACAGUUGAAUAGGUGACAACCAUCUGAACUUAGCAGGGUAUAAUGGCCUCCUCAGGACUUUAAGCAUAUUUUAACAUCCCCACUGAGACUGGGUCAGCGGCUACUGCUGUCAUGACCACUUCUGGAACACUACGAAAGGCCUAGUGGCUCUCACGAAACCAGUUAUACCUUUCUCUUCGUACACUUUAUACCACGUUCAUGGUUACAUUAGACUAUCAAUGGCUCUGGCAUACGUUGUAAAUCCCCAGCCUUCUCGUUACAUACACAUGCCAUGGCUAUUGUUGCUUAAAAUUUAUUAUAUAUAAAAAGUGCUGUAUCAUCUUAAUGCUGAACAACUGUUUUGAAAUUCUGUAUACUUCGGCUACACAUGCUGUUGGGGUAUUGUAGACCAAUAUGUUAUGAUUUCAUGCGCAAUAAAAUAAAGAAUGUAAAAAAUAAAAAUCUGGUUCUGAACACAUCCCUUUGAACCUAUUGAAGAUACAGUUGUAAUCAAAAUUAUUCAACCUUUAUUGAUAAUCAGAUUUAUUGUCAGACUUUCAGUAAUGAACAAAUCGAACAAAAGCCAUUGAAAUAGCUCAACACAAAAAAUGCUUCCAGUGGUUUCCCCAAAUUCAUCUGGAAAUGCAACUUCUAAUUGCUUCUCUAGUCUCAAAAUUAUUCAACCCCCUAAAUAUAAUUCCUCAAAACUGCACAAAUAUGGAAAACAUGUGUUGUUUGAAGCACACCUAAUGCAACUAAUCAAGGGCUUCAUUAGUUACACCAGGUGUGUUUGAGCUGUAACAAUUGAAAUACCUCAACUAGCUAGGGGUUUGUUGAGUUAUCAAAAUCAAAGGAGGAACCGCACUGAAUUCCAAUUGACACUAGAUGCAUUGAAGCAGGACCAGCAAAUCCCACAACCAUAAGGCAAAAGAAGAAAGAAUGUCCAGGCACUCAAAGUAUUCAAGCCACAGGCAGGUUUAUUGGAUCAAAAGGGGCAGGGCAGCAACAUUUCAAGCUUGAUAAAGACCUCCCAGUAGGUCAAAACAUUGCUGCUCUGCCACAUUUGAUCCAAUAAACCUGCCUGCGGCUUGAACACUUUGAGUGCCUGGAGAUUCUUUGUACUUUUGCCUGAGGGGUUUGUUGAGUGUCACAUUUGACUGCAUGUUAGAAUUAUGGCUAAGUCAAAAGAAUGAUCCACAAAGUUAAGAAAAUAGAUCAUUGUCCUUCACACACAAGGAACAGGAUACAAAAAGAUAGUUAAGUCAUUGAAUGUUCCUAGAGUCACCAUUGGAAGCAUAGUUCACAAGUUAUAAGUUGAGUUAGGAAUAUAUAUUAUGUAUGGCGGCACUUAAAGAGAAACCCUUAAAUUACAUUUGAACAAACAAAAUGUGCAAAUUUUAGGUUUUGUUUUGGUUCAGAAUUUGGACAAAUACCUCCGUCCUUAGGGUAAAUAAGAAAUAGUUUUACCUAUGUUUUGGAAGGUCCACAAAGGAAGCAUACCUCCAUUCUUUGGAUGUUAAAAGAGUACUUUUCGACUGGGCGUGGCCUGACUUUGGACCUGCAUGGCCACAUAAUUUGAGUGCUUCCGCUGUGAAUCCAGCACCUAUCAGCAGCAUCCAACCACACAAAACAACGCUAACCGCAGCAAAAUGUCUGCUACAACUAAGAACAUGUAAGAAGGGGAAGUAAGGCCUAGAAUUUAACCUAACACACCAGGUGUGUUCCAGGUGUGCCCACACCAGGCCACACAAGAUGGCAGCCGUCUAAGCCCACGAGGCUCCCUUUCACCAGCAUCCACAGCGGGCAGCGAGACCCCUGAAGGGACACAGGGAGACGCAUCGCAAAUACUCACCAAGAUGAUGGAAGUCAGGAACUACCUGGUGGAGGAAAUUGCACGGAGCUCACAGGAAGUGAAGGCUGAAAUUCAAGCCCUAGGGUUGCGCACAACAGACCUGGAAAACCGGGUAGAGGACAUAGUGCAGGCCCACAACACCACCGUGACCCACACCAACUCCAUGGACAGGCAACUAAGAGACGUGGAGAUGCACGUAGAAGACCUAGCAAAUAGGUCCAGGCGCAACAACCUCCGGAUCCGGGGCCUACCAGAAACGCCUAAUGAAGGCUCCCUGAUAGAAAAGUUGAAGCACUACUUCAAACACCUUACACCAGAAGUCCCUGAAGCUAAAUGGUUGAUUGAAAGGGCACACCGCACACUGCGUGCCCGCAGAACAGAGGGAAGCAGUCCUGCAAUAUAGCAGGGAACAUGAACUGACCUACUAAACCGCUACCAUAGCAAUCUACCAAGAUCUCUCCCCAUCCAUCCUACAGGGACGCCGGGAAUGGAAGCCCAUCACAGCACAUUUGUUACACCUGGGGACACCCAUUUAAGCUGGUCACAUUUAUUAAUGGGAAAACCACAACCCUGCUACCAGGAGAAGACCCGAACCAGUUCCUUGCUAAACUGGGCAUCGAAGCACCACCGGAGAUGACUCUCCCCAAGCCCACCCGCCCUGAGCUUCCUUCUCUCAAGAUAGACUGGUAUACUGUGAAAGGCGCCAUACAGCACCGCACCUGAAUGACACCAGCGGAAUCGGUGAUGGCACACCUGGAUUAACAACUACCUUGUGAACUGUCUGGUUCUUCUGAAACUUGAGACUCAGCUAAGUGUAUUUUAAAGGGGGUUAUGUGAGAUAUGGGACAAUGGGGGCUCAUACGAUUAUAACGGUAAUGUUUAUUAGACAAACAGCGGGAGGGGGGAAUUGGAGGCAAUCACAGGGCUGGCCCACAUGCGAAGGGAUGUUGGAGGGUGGUGCCACGGGGCGACGACAAACCACAGCACACAGCUAGACUACACAUUGAUUUUGGGGCACUCCCACCCUAAUAUGACUCAGCCUGUGUACGAAGGGUUAUGAGAUAAAUGGCGGAAUCUCGACACCACCUCUUAAGGGUGACUCCACCCCAAUACGCGCACCAUGCGCCCUCGCCCAUGCCAACUCCCACUGAAUCCCAACCCAUGUGCAGACCAAAUUAAGAUAAUCAUCUGCACCGCACUCUUACAACCCCCCCCCCAGUACACGUAAGGGCCCUCACGCACCCAACUGAACCGGCACAAGGCCGUAACUGUGCCCUCCGCACAACAGGGAUUACCCCAAUGAGAACGGGCAUCCCACCCGCCCCCGUUGUCAAUGUGAUUCCAAACUGUAUAUAGCUCCUCCCAUCUCUUCUUAUGCUCCAACUGUCUGCUUCAAGAAGAGCAAUGGGACCUCCCAAUGCACAAAUGCCCAGGGGGACUCGGGAGAGUGGCCCAUCUGAGACAAGCAAAGGAAAAUGGAAUGAACAAAGUUAGAUCAAUACGGGGACAUCUCCGACUAAAAUCAACCCCUCCAAAACAGUGGCAAUGCCCUUCCACCUUUCGGUCCCAGACACGGCUACCAUCAGACAGACAUACCACUUCAAUGUAGAGACAAAGGAGUUUAAAUACCUGGGUGUCACCUUAACAGUGGACCCUGCCUUCCUAUAUAUGAGAAAUUAUACCUCACUAUUUCACGCCCUCAUAGGCGACCUAGAGAGAUGGACGGAAAAGCCCAUCUCCUGGCUGGGGCGCUUACAUUCCAUAAAAAUGAGCAUCCUACCGAGACUACUAUUCAUGUUCCAGUCCCUACCCAUAAGAGUUACCAGAGGGGAUCUGAUGUCUAUGCAAAAACUCCUUCAUAUGGCAAAAAAAAAUGGCCAAGGCUGGCCCGCAGCCUACUAUACUGACCCAAAUGCAGUCUACCUCACAUAUACCACUACUACCUAACGGCCCAAUUAGCCCAGAUCAUACACUGGCACUCUCCCCUGGACCAAAGGAGAUGGGUGGACAUUGAAUCCCUACUGACAGGGGCGGAUCUACCCCAAUUCUACCUAUGGGUCCCUAAAACGCAGAGGUCCAUUUUAAGAACGACAUGCCCAGCCGCCCUAAACUCCCUCCAACUAUGGGACAAGUAAAGCAAAAAUAUGCACUGGGGAAUGACCUAUCACCACUAACUCCAGUUCUCAGAAAUAAAGUGUUUUCCCGGGAAUGAGGGCUAGAGACUUCAAGGGCAUAGAGGCCACAGGGCUACAAUGAUACAUACACCUAUAUGUCAAUGACGAUAUUGAAUCAGGAACAGUACUAAUCUAACACAAUUACCUCCAAGCACAGAAAAACAUACAAUUUUAUAAAAACAAAACAAAAGUACCUUAAAAACACAUAAAACCCCAUACAUCCCCUGAUAGCCCAAAUCUGGAUGAACAACAUAUCCAAAAAUCACCCAGAUUGGUUCAGGGGUUCAGGAAUUUCCUGGAGGUCAUAGUUUUGACCGAACGUGCACAUGGUUCCAGGCCCAAAACAGUUCCAGGGAAAUCAGUGCUAACAGUCUGUCAAGUUCAGUAGUCUUUUACAGGUUUCCCUGCAGGGCCCAUAGACUGUGGGCAGGAGGCUGGCAAGCAGGCCCCUCCAAGUUCAAAUGGCGAGGUUACUUUCGCCACAUAUCUUCCCUCCCAAUGGGAGGGUAUCUGACCUCCUGUCGGUCGGUGCCUGAGUUAGUUGAGUAACCCACCCACAACAAACAAUUACUGGACCUGGUGACUCCUGUAGUCUGUCUCGGUUCUGUACAACCCCAAGGGCUAUGUGGGCCUCUGGUACUCCCAGUUCCUUUGUUGCUCUCUGGCUUGUAGUUACUCGGUGGGCAGACACCAGCAGUGCUCUGUCCUGUAGCCAGCGUUGCAGCAGUUGAGUUCCUAGCUCCUGGAUCAAGGACCAGGGGAGGGCAGAGACUAAUUUCACUCUGUCCAGUUGUCAGCACUUCUGCUGGGGUGACUGGUACAUAGUUCUGCCCUGUAACAAGGGGGCAGGUAGGGCAGAGGCUAUCAGUGCUCUGCCUGGUUGCCAGCGCUUCUGCUUGGGUGGCCUGCAGGUAGUUAGGCCCUGGACAAGGGGAAAGGGGAGAGGCUAACUGCGCUUCUGCUGGAAGGGGGGUCAGUGGGUAUGGUAGUCCCAUCCACUAAUCCCAGGGCCCUGCUGGGAAUUGGCUGGGGAGGGGAGAAAGCGCUUACCUCCUCCUCCUGGUACCACUGCGGGUUUAGUUGGGGAUCUGGACCGGCCGUCCAGCAUCCCUGUAGAUCCGGCAUAGAGACAUACCAGCUGUCGCCUCUCCCUGAAAGAUGCACUGUUGCUGGGGAGAGAGACCGGUUGUCUCCUCUCCCUGUAGGAUGCCCUGUUGCUGGGGAGUGAGAACGGUUGUCUCCUCUCCCUGUGUGAUGCACUGCCGCUGGGGAGAGAGACCAGUUGUCCCCUCUCCCUGUCAGAUGCACUGCCGCUGGGGAUAGAGACCGGUUGUCUCCUCUCACUAUCAGAUGUACUGCCGCUGGGGAGCGAGAUCGGUUGUCUCCUCUCCCUGUCAGAUGCACUGCUGCUGGGGAGAGAGCGGUUGUCUCCUCUCACUAUCAGAUGUACUGCCGCUGGGGAGCGAGACCGGUUGUCUCCUCUCCCUGUGAGAUGCACUGCCGCUGGGGAGAGAGACCGGUUGUCUCCUCUCCAGGUAGGAUGCACUGCCGCUGGGAGAGAGACUGGUUGUCUCCUCUCCCUGUAACUCCAGCUGCCGCUGGGGAUCUGGGCCGACUGGCCAGCAUCCCUUUAGGGCUGCUAGAGAGACCUCGGUCCCAACUCCACCUGCCAUUUGAGGUUCCUCCCAGUGCCAGUCCUUGAGGUCCCCCAGGACUUAGGAAUAAGGAUCACCUGUCUCCUCUCCCGGUAGCUCCGGCUGCAGCUGGGGAUCUGAGCCGGCUGCCCAGCAUCCCUGUGGGACCAGUGGAGAGACUUUGGUCCCAUCUCCCCCUGCCUAUUGGGGUCCCUCACAGGACCAGUCUAUGAGGUCCCCUACUUCGGGUACCUCCAGCUGCCUCUGGGGAGAGAGGCUAACCUCCUUUCAUGGAGACUUCUUUUCCUUGCUUUAGCCAGCAGGAACUCUAGGUCCCUUUUCGCUUGCGUUUCAACGGUUACCUGGUUACAGAUCGCCUGGAAGGUAUCAGUGGACACAUCAGGGUCAUACCAGGCCACUCGCUGCCUCAAAUCUUCGCAAGAGUCAAAGUAUGCCAUACUUGCCUGCUCCAAGUCAAUGGAAACCUCUGCUUCCAGAGGCGCUGCACGAAUGCUAGCAUUGCCCUCAGCACGUUACCGGUGUCUCCAGGAUGCUUCUCCUUGCACUAGGACGCCAUCCCACAGCUGCCACCAAAUGUGACGGACCGCCUGGCACUCUGACUAAGUGCCUCCACAAAUUGAUGCUGCUAUUGCUCACCGAGGAAUUCCAGCUCUCCACCAGACACCAUAAGCACUGCAGACCCCAGCAAUGCAGCUGCGCCGGGGUCUCGCUGUCCUUCACCUACCUUGGACCCAAGACCAGUAUCCAGCUUCCAGUGGGCAGACCUCUCCUACUCCCAGAGAGCAGGAAAAGCUCUUAUAAGAGCUAGUGAUUAGAAUUUCUGGGGAGUAUAGUGAUAUAGCAAUCCCCAGGAUAGAUACAGCCGUUUCCCCCACACAUGAGAUGAGACUCUAUGUUGAGGGUAAGCAGGAACGGAACUUUAAUGGAGGCACACUGGCCUUUUAUGCAAUUUUCCCAACAAGGGUGACACCCAGGUGAACCUUGUUGGGCACAGGGACACAAAGUGAAUAAACGAAUAAAAACAAAGUCAUACAGUGAGACACUCGUAUACACAAACAAUAGAAUCCCUCCUCUGUGCUUGGGAGAUAAUUGAAUCAGGAACUGUACUAAUCUAACCCAAUUAUCUCCAUGCACAGAAAAACAUACAAUUUUAUGAAACCCCAAAAAGUACCCUAAAAACUCAUAAAACCCCAUAUAGCCCCGAUCUGGGUGAACAACAUAUCCAAAAAUCACCCAGAUCAAUAGAGGUCUCAGCAAUCCCAGGUCGCCAUGGGUGUUUGUCAGCUCAUUCAGUGGCUGCAGAAUGGAGCCGGGCAGCGAGGGAGCUGUAAUCUUCCUGCUCUUAUUUACGAGUCCUGCUGUGAUGCCAGCAGCUGGGAUAUGACAUUACUCUGGCCCUGGCCUCACUAAACAGUGCAAGAGAGCAGAGUAAGAACAGUUUGAAUAUUACAGCAUCCACACUGGACCACAGGGAAGGGAUCCCCAAUGAAAAAAAUCCAAAAAUGAAAAAAUCCACUCAAGCCCAAAGUUAUGGAAGCCAGGUGGACAUAAAUACAAAUUUAAUACUUUGUGUGAGUAUGAGAAAAUGUGUGUCUGUGUGUGUCAAGUCAGUGAGUGUGUGUCUCUGUCCGUUUAUCAAUAUGUCUUUCUGUCAGUAAGUGCAUCUGUCUGUCAGUGUUUCUUUCUACGUUGCCGACCGACGAUAGCAUGGGAAAGGCAUUUUAACGCACCUUUUUUGCCAUACUGUGCUGGUUUUGCCGAAGCUGGCCCCGCCUCCAUGCCUGAGAUAAGAAAUCUUGAUUUUAUUAAAGGACACGGAGGCGAGUAUUAUGCUUUCCUCUUUCUUUUAUUCCUCAGCAGCAAAAGAAAUAUUGUAUAUAUAUUCAAUGAAAAAAGAAAACAAUUCAAUAACACCACAACAUAAGUUCUAAAGGGUUAACCAAAUACCACAUAGGAACCAAUUAGAAUGUCCCCAUUACAACAAAGUCCCAUGUGACCCUAAGCCACUCCUCUUUCUUUUGCUGCUGCAGCCUCAGAUAAGUACAAACAUUUUUCCUCCUCUGUUUCUGACAGUUAAUAGCUUGCUGUUUCAGUCAGAGUACCUUUAAAUCCUUUACUUUCCCUCAGGGUUUGGAUGUGUUUAUAAUCUUCUUGGUUUUUUCUCUCUUUUGGGUCUUGUCCUCCCUGUAUUUUCUUCCCUCUCUAUCUUCCCCCUCCGGUCGUUUUGUUUAUUUCCCGACCGUUUCUUGCUUCCCAUUCCCUCCAUUUGGUCUCCCCUCGCACGGGUACUGCUGUCGGUCGUGGUCUCGGUGGUCCGCGGUCGUUACUGCGGUCGCGGCCCCCGUGCAUGCGCGCAACGCGGCGGCCAUCUUGGGUUGGCAGUUUUGCCGCGCUUUUCCUAGCGCGGCCAAUACUGCUCGUUUGGGGGCGGGAGCUGAUCCCUGUUGCUGGGCAAGUCUCCCUGUGUUCCCCAGGAGCUUAAUCCUGAGGGAACACUCGGUGAGCUUGCUGCAUUUUUUCUUUGUUGUAUACCUGUUAGUGCUUUGCUCAACACUUGGUGUCUGGUGCCUGCUAGUGUGUCUAAUAUUACUGUAGUUGGGGUUUAGCCAUUCUGACACUUUACUUAGGGGAUAUACUUAUCAGCCUUGCCUGUAUUUACUGUCCUCCCACCCCAGACAUGCAGGCUGAGAACAGUGCAUAUAGUGCCACAACGCCUAGAGCCACCGGACACCCUACAGCACCCGAGGUCCUCCGAGUGGUACCCGCUGGACCACGUAGCGAAAUACAUCGCUGCCCGCAUCAGAAAGCCACUGGAUAAGGUGGCGCGAAACAAGUUGCGGGCGGAAUGCCCACGCCCCACGGUCCCGGAUAUGGCAUGUGCCACCCCGGAAGUGGACCCAAAAAUCGCCCAAUUUUGGGGAAAGUCAGGCUGGAAGGCCAAGAAGAUUUUGCCUGGCGAUCCUUGGACCGAUCGCGAGGAUGUUCGAAAUGGUCGAAAUCGCGUUGGCAGGGGGUGCACCGCUGGACCUGGAAGUCCUCAGGGGGUGGAUCCAGCGUGCCGUGUGUCUCCUGGGCAACGCUAAUACGGCGGUGGCCAUGGAAAGACGCAAGGCGAUUUUAAUUAAAAUUGAGCCUAAGCUAUUAAACCUAGCUAUCUCAGAGCCAGGUCCCCAGGCUAAAGCCCUCCUAUUCGGGGAUAACUUUGUGAAAGAACUAGGCACAUAUGUGGGCACCUUUACGGCACUUGAUAAGGCUCAAGCCAGCAUGAAACGAGUGUUCCAUCAGAGGGUUUUUGGCGGGGCCGGCAGAUAUCGGGGCCGUCUGCCUGGCCGCUCGCCCCGGGGCUCAUACCGGGCUCUCGUGGCUCCGUGCAAUCCAGAUUCACGCCCCCAGAACCCAAACAAGCCUCACCGUUCUUCCCGGUUCGAGGCAGACCGUGGCAAACCCGAGGACCCAGAGGCUCUUCAUAUGGCCGACGACCUUAUGGUAAGUGCACUACCUCCUCAUAUGUCUGCAUUAACUAUGGUGGGGGGCAGACUGGGCCAUUUUGUCAAAGAAUGCACAUGUUCACUGCGGAUGCCUGGGUGCUCCACACGGUCGGGGGUUAUUCUAUAGAUUUGUGCAAUACCCGGUCCAACUGAAACCCCCCGGCCGAAUGGUGUUCCCCACUCAUGACCGAGAGUUGAUAACCCGAGAGGUCCAGGCCCUAGCCUCCAAGGGGGCAAUUUAUACAAUUCCCCCUGUCACACCGGGCUUCCUAAGCAACCUAUUCUUAGUACCCAAAAAAGGCGGAGGUAUUCGCCCAGUCAUCAACUUGAGACCUUUAAACAUGUUUGUCACGUACCACAACUUCAAGAUGGAAGGUAUACACUCUCUCCGGGACCUCCUCCUCACAGGGGACUGGAUGGUCAAACUCGACUUGAAGGACGCAUACCUCACGGUCCCAAUGGCCGACGACUGCCACCACUUCCUACAAUUCCGCUGGGAAGAGACCAUGUGGUGAUUCAAAUGCCUACCAUUCGGUCUCUCAUCGGCCCCCUGGUGCUUCACAAAGCUCAUGAAACCAGUGGUCGCCCUCCUACGCAGCAGGGGAGUACGGCUCAUAAUAUACCUGGACGAUAUCCUCAUCAUGGCGCAGGACCCGCUUCUGUUGCAAGAACAUUUCUCUUGGACGAGAAAUCUGUUAGAAAACCUGGGCUUUCUAAUCAACUGGGAGAAGUCCGUCAUCGAACCCUCGCAAGCAAUAGAGUUCCUGGGAUUCACCAUAGACGCGGUGACCGGAACGCUCCUACUCCGGUCAAGGCCAUCAAAAAGGAGCUCAAGCGGACGCUCGCACAUCCUGUCCUUACUUUGAGACAGCUGGCCAGGAUUGUAGGCCUCCUCUCUGCGUCAAUUCAGGCCAUCUUUCCCGGACCCCUACACUACAGAGCACUUCAACGGUUAAAGGCAAAAUACCUUCGUUUGGGGCACUCAUAUUCAACUUCUGUUCCUCUCGACUGUGCCGCCAAAGACAAAAUCAAAUGGUGGCUACAACACAUGGAAGCCUGGAAUGGCCGCGCGAUCUUCGGAACAGCUCCGGACCUCGUAGUGGAAUCCGAUGCAAGCUUGCUCGGUUGGGGUGCGCGCUGCGGACCUUUCUCCACUGGAGGACGAUGGUCCAGAGAGGAACAGGGACUUCAUAUCAAUUGCCUCGAACUGUUGGCAGGUUUGUUUGCUUUACGGAGUCUUUUGAACGUGUCGACCAACUGUUCCAUCCUGUUACGCAUGGACAACGUUUCAGCGGUUCGAUAUAUCAACCACCUCGGGUGCACGAGGUCAGCAAAGGAUUUCUGGCAGUUCUGCCUGGACCGCAACAUAUCAGUGCAAGCGGAACACAUCCCGGGGAUGAGCAAUGUAGUAGCAGAUUGGAAUUCCAGACAUCUACGGGAUGCCAGCGACUGGCGGUUGAACCCGGCCAUCUUCAGCCAUUUGCAAUCACUGUGGGGGCCGCUGGACAACGAUCUGUUCACGUCACGACUGUACACGCAAUUACCGAGGUUUUUCAGUUGGAGGCCGGAUCCGGAGGCUCUAGCGACGGACGCUUUCCGACAACAGUGGCCGAACGCCAGACAUUACGCUUUUCCCCCCUUUUCUCUCAUCGCAAGGACCUUGCUGCACCUCAGACGACACCGGACUUCUCUAAUCCUCGUAUCUCCCUUCUGGACGUCUCAACCCUGGUUCCCUACACUCCUGGAACUGUCAAUAGAUCUGCCGAGGUUACUACCGGUACACGAGGACAUUCUCCUGGAUCCCUAUGGCAAUCCGCAUCCUCUCAUACUGCAGGGACAUCUCAAGCUUUUGGCAUGGCUCCUCUCAGGGGACUCGAUGACAUCCCAAAUGUUCCACAAACAACUCUGGACCUCCUGGCAGAAGCUUGGGCCCCAGGUACAAGGAAAUCGAAUUUACAUGCCUGGAACGCAUGGUAUGGUUGGUGCGUGGAACAACACGUGGAUCCCAUAUCUGCAACUGUGAGUCAAGUCUUGGGUUUCCUUACUUCACUUUUCGACCACGGCCUGGCGUAUCGUACAAUUAAUCUAUAUAGAUCAGCUAUCUCGGCAGGCCACGUAGGUUGGAAUGGAAUUCAAACAGGGAAACAUCUGAUGGUGUGUCGACUCCUAUGAGGCAUAAAAUUUGCACGACCACCACGACCUCUGUAUUCGGAGGUAUGGGAUGUGAACCUCGUUCUCCGACUUUUUGAAAGUUGGCCAAAGAACGAAGGUUUGUCGAUCAAGCAACUCACCGCAAAAUUGGUCACGUUGUUUUGCCUCAUCUCCUGUAAACGGGUCUCAGAUGUAUGAGCAUUGGACAUUCAGGCACGCUCAUAUACACCGGAAAGGGUGGCCUUAUAUAUAUCGAGACGUACAAAAACGUCCAUCACAAAGGUUUUUUACCCCGCUUUUCCACAUAAUAGUAAUUUAUGCCCAGUAGCCUGCCUCAAAGAGUAUGAAGCACGGACGGCGGCGGUCCGAGAUCCUCAAUGUGCUGACCUAUUCCUGGCCAUUCGACAACCGCAUCGUCCGGUUUCUACAGUCACCAUAUCUCGCUGGGUCAAAUGGAUCAUGACGUCGGCAGGCAUUGAUACUUCCACAUACGGAGCACAUUCAGUGAGGGGUGCGAUGGUAUCAAAAGCGUUUUCAUUAGGCUGUAAAUUGGAAGAUCUCCUCUGAGCAGCCGAUUGGUCGAGAGAAUCUACAUUACGUGAAUUUUAUUUCCGUCCGGUUCCCCAUUUUUCCACGUCAGUGAUCACACAGCUUUGAACUAGCAUUAUAAGAGCCUCCGUGUCCUUUAAUAAAAUUACCAGAUUUUACAAAUUUCAUGACGUAAAGUCAUGAUUUUAUAAAGGACGCGGAGGCGAGCAUUAUCCCACCCACUAAAGGUAAGUUGCCCUCCUCUGGGAAUGUAAUGUAUGUUAUGGGACUGGAGCCGUGUGAUAAUGUGCUAUUUUAUCUUCCAUUUGAGUUACUAACAUGAGAAUGAUUUAGUGUUAGAUAGCGUUGGAAUAUGAACGUGGAAAAAAUAUUAUCCAAGAACACAUUUUACCAUCUCGUUUCUCUGUCUUACAGCUUCCUAGUUGGAGUGCCAUAAUGGUCCAGGCAUACCCACAGAGGUGCGGAUGGAGGAUGACCAGGUUUUUCUUCAGGGUUUGUUGGUUUUUUUGUCCGACGUCAUCUUCUAUUGGAUUCACUCUUUUUCUCUACACGACUACUGGUUGUUUUUUCAUUGCCGAAUUUUGGAGUGUCCAUCAGCAACACCAAAAGAAAGAGGAGUGGCUUAGGGUCACAUGGGACUUUGUUGUAAUGGGGACAUUCUAAUUGGUUCCUAU